Pelobates cultripes (western spadefoot toad) is the source of this 55827-nucleotide messenger RNA. The record is from the annotation of a GenBank genome assembly. Lineage: Eukaryota; Metazoa; Chordata; Amphibia; Anura; Pelobatidae.
CUCUAGGACUGCAAAAAGGUGACUUUAUCCCCAAUUUAAUCGUGAUGAAAUAGUUAAAUCGAAGCCAUGGUGGGCGUGGCAGCCCGGGGGGGUGAAAGGUGAGAGGUAAAAGGUGAAGAGAUCCCGGCUGCAGGAAGAUGGCUGAGAGGGAGCAGCAGACAGGUCUGUCAGUGGGGACCUACAUACCCCAAAUUAUAACCACACACACGUGGGGGUGCGGGGCCAUCAUGCUGGGACCUGUUACUAUGGAAUCUGGCCCAUGUGGGAGCCUGGAUAAUGUAAACACGACUCUGGCAGGGCUAUUUAUUACAUUCUGCCUUGGUGGGAUGUCAUUUAUAUAUUUAUAUAUAUAUAUAUAUAUAUAUAUAUAUAUAUAUUUCAGGCCAGAAUAAUCAAAUCGAAAUUCAAAUUUUUUCCAAGUCAGCUGUGAUCACAGUAUGGCUGCUGAGAGUUAUUCUUUCUGUAGAUCAAGUUUGUGCAAAAGUCCUAUAGUUCUUAAUUAAUCCUCACCCUGUAUAGUGAUGGUACUUAAAAGAACAUUAAAGGCUGUAGGACACGAAUGCUAUAGUGUUAGCCCACCUAUAUAGAUUAUUGCACCCCACUCCCCCCCCACCAGAAGUAUGUUUAAAAAAAAAAAAAAAAAGCUCUGCAACCAGUCAACAUCUUCUUGUAGAGAUGCAGUGCAUUUCUACAGUGGGUGUUUAGCACUGUAUGUAUGUCCUGCAAUCUUUGUAGGACCUCAUCCAGGAAGGUCCUCUAGUGGCUGUCAGAAUGACAGCCGCUAGAGAUGGUCUUAGGCAUUAGUGUAAACACUGUGUUUUCUCACAGGCUGCAGAGACACUCUAUUUUCCCCAGAACUACUAUAUUAAGCUGUAGUGGUUAUGGUGCCUAUAGUGUCCCUUUAACCCCUUAAGGACCAAACUUCUGGAAUAAAAGGGAAUCAUGACAUGUCACACAUGUCAUGUGUCCUUAAGGGGUUAAAUAAAUGUAACCCAUAACAUCACGUAUGCUCUAUUUGGACUGUGGAGCUGGCAAUCUAGUGGAUUGUAAUAAAGUUUGAUAGUUUACUCUGGGAGUAAAAGUAAUAGCGGGCUGUGGUAGUUAUUUAAUAGUUUAUUUAAUUGGCAAUCCAGUCCCUUGUCACAGUUUCUCUCAUCCUCUUGGAAACUAUUAGUGCUAGCCAAUGUAAUGCUUCCCAUAAAAAAAACCAUAACGUAGGGUGCAUGCAUCCCAUUAAGGAACCUUUAGAAUUAGGACAUGUAUGGCAAAGCUGCUCUUACAAUAAUUCUCUUAAAGAAAAACUGAAACCAAUUUUUUUUUUAGCAGAAGUAUAGCCUUCCUCUUUGUGCUGGGGUACAAAUUGAUCAGAUGGGAUUCUGCAAUCUUGUCACUUUAUUAUUAUUACUAUUAUUCCAAUAAGUGCAUUGUCAUAAACGCAUUACUAGCUGUUAAAUGCUUUUUAAAUAAUAUUUAUUUAUUUUCUUUAGAUCAGGAAAUACCCAUAGGUUAUUUUUGAAAUGUCUGAUAUGUGUUCGUGCUGCGUGACUUGUUAGUACACGCAUGUCUGUGAUUCAACACUACUUCCUAGUUGUUUGUUUAACUUUCUAUUUAUCAUAGUAAAUCAUCCGGCUGGGAGUCACAAUGCAAGCAUUGACAUGCGUCUUUGCAAAUAUGCACAGGUUUCUUACUUUCCCCAAAUUACUAGGGCUCCUCACAAUGACACAUGUAAGAACAUUACUGAUGACAUCCUCAUAUGUAAUCUCAUUUCAUCCUCCAUGAUAAAUCAUGAUAGUUUGUAUUCUUAAUACAUCUCGCCCUGAGGUUAAGCACUUAGGGCAUCAUGUUGUGUUGAGCAGCUGAUUAGUAGGUAUUUUAGUAAUAAAACCCAAUUAAUGGUUCUUAUUUAUUUAGCUUUGGACCCAUAAUCUGUGGUCCUUUUGAUAAAAUCGGUUCCACUGUUGUUACUUUAAAUAAUCUUCCACAGUUACCUGAAUACUCUGCCAGCUGAACUAUGAGCUAGUUUAUCUACUGAAACUUUUCCAGGUUAAAGGUAAAUCUUAGCAUAGAUAAUACAGGAAUCUUACACACAAGCACUUACACUGCACAAUAAAACCAUUCGUCAAGGCUCACACCAGCCUUGGGAUUAUUGGUUGUGGAGACAGAAUGGUCAUUUGUUUCCCCUAAUGAUGCAUAUUUCUAAGCUAAUAAUUUGUAUUUUUCUCCAAAUAGUUGCUUUGAGCCAUUCCUUCAAAAAAUCUCCACUCCUUCAAAAAAAAUCAUUAAAAACACACUUCUUCAUAAAAGCGUAUCAAUUAAACUGUUAAUAGCUCCUGACUGGUUCAUCUUCUGCAACUGUCAUUAGUCUAAUACUAUCCUUACCUUUUUGUGUCAUUUUACCCCACUCCUUCUAGCAUGUAAGCUCAUUGAGCAGGGCCCUUAAAGGACCACUCUAGGCACCCAGACCACUUCAGCUUAAUGAAGUGGUCUGGGUGCCUGGUCCAGCUAGGGUUAACCCAUUUUUUUUUAUAAACAUAGCAGUUUCGGAGAAACUGCUAUGUUUAUCAAUGGGUUAAGCCUUCCUCCAAAUCCUCUAGUGGCUGUCUCAUUGACAGCCACUAGAGGCGCUUGCGUGAUUCUCACUGUGAAAAUCACAGUGAGAGCACGCAAGCGUCCAUAGGAAAGCAUUGAUAAUGCUUUCCUAUGCGACCGGCUGCGCGCGCAGCUCUUGCCGCUCGUGCGCAUUCAUCCGACGGGGCGGAUUCAUCCGACAGAGCUCCCCGCCCAGCGCUGGAAAAGGGUAAGUUUUUACCCCUUUCCCCCUUCCAGAGCCGGGCGGGAGGGGGACCCUGAGGGUGGGGGCACCCUCAGGGCACUACAGUGCCAGGAAAACGAGUAUGUUUUCAUGGCACUAUAGUGGUCCUUUAACCCCUCUGUUCCUGUGUGUCCAACUUGUCUGGUUACAACUACGUGUCUGUUCAUCCACCCAUUUUAAAGCGCUGCGGAAUUUGAUGGCACUAUAUAAAAUAAUAAUUUAUUUUCUAAUCUUUUCUCAUUCUCAAGUUGCUUGUAUAUUUUAUGUCACCAUUGGUACACAAAUACAGUGGAACUGUAGAGGGGCACAAGCUUGCCAGCUGUCGGGAUAAAGGAGGACCGCAGAAACCUGAACUUUUCCCUAUUAAUUUAGUGUGAACGAGUCCUAUAAUAACAAAAGUUCAGCUCUAAUUGCCACUCAAUCAAAGGAAGAGUUUACUCCUCAAAAUCUAUAAAGUUUUAUCAGUUUUUGUGAUGUUUGUAUGGCUCACGUCAAUACUGAUCCAUGGACUUUGAGUCCUAUGAUAAUGUUGAACAAUAAAUGGUAACUCUGUAACUUCAUGACUAUUCCUGGGUUGUAGAUGAGAGGUUUACUUGCUUAUUUGAAGCAGCGGGACGAAAUGUUUAUUUCUCACUUUGCUGCAAGUCUUUAUCAUUACAGAGGGAUUUACAAAUCUGCCAGUGCCACCACUCACAGGAGCGACACUAUAUAAAAAUUAUUGUUCACAGUCAAUAUUAUCACCUGUUAAAAAAGAAUUCGAGGCAUCAUAGUCUUUUCAAGUGGCUCUAUCUCUUCCAAGCAUUUGUUAAAAAUAGGAUCUUUACAGAAUGUCACAUGUUUAUUUAAAUUGUACCAUUUUUCCUUUCUUUCAGACCCCUCUCCAAAGGAUGAGGUCCCUGCAUCUCUUCAUGGACAUUGCUUCAUUGUCCCAAAGAAAGAAAUCAGUACAGUUCCUGAUAUGGCCAAAUGGAAGCGAUCCCAGGUGUUUGUUUUAUUGAAUUCUGUUAAUGAUUAUAUUUAUGGGAUAUUGCGUAGGGUCUGGAAAAUGUAGUUGUGAGGGUUGCCAAGGAUGCGAAGACAUGCUAGACGAGGCAAAUAACUUAGUCCAUAUUAAAGGGUUAUUCAAACCCUUUUUAAGUAGUACAAUACAAACUUGUACUCCUAACAUCAUAGUGUGCCCUGUCCCUAACUUAUUUGCUCCCCCACUGCCCCCCACACCUCUGCUCCUGAAAGGAUAAAAAAUAUUUUUCUCCCACCUGCCUCUUUCCAGCACCGAGGUCUCUCAGCUCUGGCUAGAUUUUCUCCUCCCGAGACUUAACGCCGAUGAGGGAACUAGAACUUACCCAUAGAAAAGUAGUAAACUAAAGUGUGAGGCUGUCCAGCAUCAUUUCACAGAGUAAAACUCCAUUAGAGACCAGUUGUCUUAACAGUGCAAUGUAAACAUUGUAUUUUCUUUAAAACUGCAAUGUUUUAAAGCGACGAGUUAUUAGACAGAGACACUGUACCCAGAACACUUCAGUAAAAUGAAUUGAGGACUAAAAGUGGUAAACGUAGUAAGUGCCAAAAGCGAAAAUGUUGGGAAAUCGCAAAAAACUUUUUUUGCUCAUAUCUGGCACUUCCAACCAGUGACCUCUUUACACGCUCUUUUGAACUACUUAGAGGACUACCAGGCACUUUUCAAGUUUACCACAUUAUAAAGCAUUGCUUAUUUGACACUUAAACGUGAAAACCGGUGUUUGAAUUCUUUUGGCACUUACAUUUUUUUAGUCUUCAAUUGUUUUGAGUGCCUAUAGUGUCCCUUUAAAAAGCCAAAAGGAUCAUGAAGCCCCAUGCUCCCCAUCAACAUCCCUACUGAAAAAUCAAACUAUCUGCUUUUCAUCAUUACACACUUGUAGCAUUUGAAUAUAUUUUUUCUUAGACCAAACGUAGGCUUAGUAACAAACACAAAGUGCGCAUCAUUGCAGUCAGAGAAUGUGUAGUAGGCGCCCUCUAGUGAUAUAAAUUCAUAUUACACUGCAGAGAUCACAUAUUUUAGGAUUGGUUUUAUUUUUGGCUUCAGUCAGUAGAUGAAGUCAAAUUUAAAACAUGCCUUUUAAAUUGAUUUCAGUCCACAUGACUUGGGAGUAAGGUUCUAGAAGUGUAUUUUCUUGUGGCUUGAUUUAUGAUUCUUUAAAAUGAUCAGUUGUUUACUGCAUACAAUUGCAAAUGGCUUCUAGUAUUAAUGCAGCCAUUACCAUGUAGCACUCAAAGUAUGAUUAGAACGUUUUCCAAAACUUGAAAGAGCUUCAUUUAUUUAUUUUUGUUGUGCAAAGGAAAAUAUCUUCCUUAGAUAAAAUCAGAGCUAGUGGAAAUGAUGAGUCUGAUAGAACAUAUUUUCUUCACAGAUGAAUGGAAAUAUAGUAUAUGAGGUAUAAAAACCUAUGCAUAUGUGUGUAUGAAUCAACCUUGUAUGAAAGCAACACUCCAGAGUUCCUGGGUGCCUUUCUACAACUUCCCCUCCUCUGUGCUUCCUCUUGACUGCACCGGUUUGCCUUGGGCACCAGUAAUAACUUACUGCUACAAUGAUCGACUACGGGUAGGUUGCUCAGCCAACACCCAAGGCUAAACUUUUAUGAUCACUGUGGCAGCUGGAGAAGGACUGAGGUGAUAAGAUAGACAGCUGCUUGGGGGACAGCUUUGAGGUUAAACCGUUCAAAAACGGUUUAGGUGAAAAAGUGCUCAGGGACUCCAGCCCCUAUGAAAUCUUUGAGAUUAAGUUAUUAUGAGGUGGAGUGGCCCUUUAGUGAUUUAAGGUAUUGGUACCAUAUUUAAUUUUACUGGGGGGACCGGGACGACAAUACUUUGUAGUUAUGUUCACAUAGGCAAUCCCAAAAGUUCGAUCUUUUUUAAAUGUUUUUAUUUUUCUAUAGACCUCUUCUACUGAAUAAUGGUCUGGCAAUCUUAAUAAGAAAACUUAAUUCCUUAGAACGCUGUUAGCCAAUGUUCAAAAGCAGUACUAAUGGUUCAUGCAUAUUCUUUACCUCUGCAACUGUAUCUCCAAGUCUGUUUGUAAGAUUCAUGAAAUUUCAAAAUUGAAAAUGAAACCAUAAAUAAAGAAAACUGAAAAAGAAUGGGCUCAUCCUUAAUUUGGAAUUUUUGAUGCCUGAGAGCAUCAGCUGACUAAUUUCAGCCAAUGAGCUAGGUCCUGCAUCACCGGGCAGGGCUUAUAGCUUCCGGCUCUAAUCUGGUGGCAAGAUCUGGUGUCUGGCCAACCCCAUGUAAUAAAACAAACCGUUGACAAAGAGUUUGACUACUUACAUAGGGAAAAUAGGAGGGGUACAGGGCACUCCUGACACCAUAACCACUACAGCACACAAUUCAAACUGGUACUCUUCUCUUUCUUUAUGCCUCAUUUGUGAAAUAGUAUGGAAGUCCCUCACCCCCCAGCAAUCACAUGUCUAUCACAACUAGGCAUCAUGUGAUUUCCAUUUAAACCUUUAAACACUGCAGUUGCACUGAGACUUUCCAGUAAUAGCCCAAGAAUGUUGGGCUAACGAACAUUGUAAAAGUCGCUCACAGUGAUCAUAUGCUGUAACUGACAGCUGGGUACCUGGUUAUAGCAGUGAUUGCUUAAAUCAGCCUCACGGUGUUAUUACUGGCUGUCUCAACAGUGAGAGAGUCCAGCAAUAGUGAUUUUAUUAGUUCCUCUGCAGUGCGAUCACUCUGAGAGCCAAUCAUUGUGAUUACCAGUAGCGUACAAUCAUGGAGGUGACUUCCUGUGUAUGGACGGUGGGGGCACAGUGCAGACGGGUCAGAGAAAAUACUCUCCCGUGGCCCUGCUUAGGUACAUUACUGUCUGGAACAAUGUGAGUAGUAAGGAGGGGAAGUGUAAUGACACCGGAGGUGCAACCAUAGGUACGCCUCAGAUCAUUUUAGAUUGCUUCUAAGGCAUGUAUUUCUGAUGGGGCCAAUCUGCUUAAAAGCAUGCACAAAUAUCUUAACAUGUAUAGUUUGUGGAAAAGAUGAGACGGGGGGAUAUGAUAGAAACCUUUAAAUACAUAAAGGGAAUCAACACAGUAAAGGAGGACACUAUAUUUAAAAUAAGAAAAAUUACUACAAAAGGACAUAGUCUUAAAUUAGAGGGGCAAAGGUUUAAAAAUAAUAUCCGGAAGUAUUACUUUACUGAGAGGGUAGUGGAUGCAUGGAAUAGCCUUCCAGUUGAAGUGGUAGAGGUUAACACAGUAAAGGAGUUUAAGCAUGCGUGGGAUAGGCAUAAGGCUAUCCUAAUUAUAAUAUAAGGCCAGGGACUAAUGAAAGUAUUUAGAAAAUUGGGCAGACUAGAUGGACCGAAUGGUUCUUAUCUGCCCUCACAUUCUAUGUUUCAAAAGAAAUUGACACUUUUUUAUAAAUUACCGUAUUUAUUGGCGUAUAACACGCACUUUUUCUCCCUGAAAAUAGGGGGCAAAUUAUGGGUGCGUGUUAUACGCCGGCCCUUUAAAUGCUGCAGCCGCCUGAGCGCUCUGUCAAGAGCGGUCAGGCGGCUGCAGUUGGUUCUCACCUCUCCUGUAGCAUGGCCGAGCUGCUCUGCUGUCCGCGGUGGCCGGCCGGAGUGAUAGGAAGGUGCACGCUCAGUGUGCACCUUCUUGUCAGUCCGACCGGGUACAGGAAACAGAAACUCCUGUUCCGCGCGGAACAGGAGUUUCUCUUUCCUGUACCCGGUCGGACUGACAGGAAGGUGCACACUGAGCGUGCACCUUCCUAUCACUCCGGCCGGCCACCGCGGACAGCAGAGCGGCUCGGCCACGCCACGGGGAGAAGAAGAGGGGGGAGGCAUGGGAGGGGAGGGGGAGUGAAAGGGGUAAGAAGAGGGAGGUAGGAGGGGAGUAAGAAAGGGGGUAAGAAGAGGGGAGGGGGAGUAAGAAGGGGGUAAGAGGGGAAGUAAGAAGAGAGGGAGAAGGAGUAAGAAAGGGGGGUAAGAAGAGGGGAAGGAGUAAGAAAGGGGGGGGUAAGAAGAGGGGGAGAAGGAGUAAGAAAGCAAGUGGGGAGGAGUAAGAAGGCAAGGGGAAGUAAGAAGAGGGGAGAAGGGAGUAAGAAAGGGGGGCAAGAAGAGGGGGAAGUAAGAAGAGGGGAGGGGGGAGUAAGAAAGGGCGGUAAGAAGAGGGGGAGGGGGGAGUAAGAAGGGGGUAAGAAGUUCUUUAUUUGAAAUUUAAGUUUUUUUUUUUCUGAAAUUUCUUUCUUAAAAUGAGGUGCGUGUUAUACACCGGUGCGUGUUAUACGCCGAUAAAUACGGUAUACUAUUUACAGCCCUGUGGUGUUCAAGUAGACAACAGGUCCUGUUACAUCCUGGUUUGGUUAGCUCAGUGGAGCUAAAUUUAAUUGGCAGCAAUUGCUCAGAGCACCAGCCUUACAAAGACUUCUCAUUGAGCUGCAUUGAGAAGUCUUUGAUUGGACAACCACAGAACGUAUCAGCGGGGCUUGAAGGGAAGGACUUGCAAAGGUGGCAAACAUGAGAUCUGCAACUAUUGCAAGUUGUUUUUAGAUAUACUCCCAGUGGAAAAAUGAAUAAUUAAAUGCAUACAUGUUUUCAUUUGGAGUAUAUCUACUUUACAGUGUAUUUCAUUUAUUUUGUAUUUUGGCAGUGGAGUGUUCCUUUAAUUUGCCUUACCUCUGAUUCACCAACAUCAUGACCUCCACUCCUAAUGUGCUUUGCCUGCUUUCUUGUUUGAUUUGCCCUGCUUGGAGACACGUCCCCGCACAGGACAAACCUCCUCUGUCUUGCCGACACUGGCUUUGUUGUUGGCAUCUGAAUGAUGUCAGUCACUCGGUUCCUGUAUUCUCUAGCUAGCAAUAACCGUGUCAGCUUGUCAGAACUUUUAUUGUAAAACACAAUUGUACACUUAUCGCAAUAAUUUUAACAUAAAUAAAUAAAAAGUGUAGAGGAAAAUAAUCCUGCAACCAGAGCGCAUGUGCUCAUGUUACCGUGUUCGCAGAGCAGAAGGAUCACCUGUGGAAGGCCUCUUCUGCUCUCCCUUGUUAGAUUCUGUGUGGAAGAAUUGACUGACGGGUGUGAGAAAGACCUACUUUUAAAGAGAUUUUUGCUCUGUAAAAGGAGCAAAGGUUAUAGGGAACAUGACAGGAAUCCUUUAAAUUAUAUAAAAAUAGAUUUGGACUGCUUCAUGUCUUUUUUAAUUUUUAAAUUUUAUUAUAAAUUCCAUGAGUUCGUGUCUGGGGCUGCCUUUGCACUUUUGUAUUUGUUUCACCAUAACCUCCAGCUGUCUCAUCAGUAAUUGCGCAUGCGCCUACUAAGGGGUUCGGCAUCAAUCUAUAUAUAAAGGCAGUACUGUUCUGUCACCUCAUACUAACUUCUUACUGUGCCAUUCCUAUUUCUCUUUCCUGUACUGAGCGUGCACCUUCCUAUCACUCCGGCCGGCCACCGCGGACAGCAGAGCAGCUCGGCCACGCCACGGGGAGUAAGAAGAGGGGAGGGGGGGUAAGAAGGGGGUAAUAGAGGGGAGGGGGGAGUAAGAAAGGGGGUAAGAAGAGAGGGAGGUAGGGGAGGGGGAGUAAGAAAGGGGGGGUAAGAAGAGGGGGAGGGGAGUAAGAAGGGGUAAGAGGGGAAGUAAGAAGAGAGGGAGAAGGGAGUAAGAAGGGGGUAAGAAGAGGGGAGAAGGAGUAAGAAAGGGGGGGGUAAGAAGAGGGGGAGAAGGGAGUAAGAAAGGGGUAAGGGAGGGGAGUAAGAAGGAAGGGGAAGUAAGAAGAGAAGGGAGUAAGAAAGGGGGUAAGAAGAGGGGGAAGUAAGAAGAGGGGAGGGGGGAGUAAGAAAGGGCGGUAAGAAGAGGGGGAGGGGGGAGUAAGAAGGGGGUAAGAAGUUCUUUAUUUGAAAUUUAAGUUUUUUUUUUCCUGAAAUUUCUUUCUUAAAAUGAGGUGCGUGUUAUACACCGGUGCGUGUUAUACGCCGAUAAAUACGGUAUACUAUUUACAGCCCUGUGGUGUUCAAGUAGACAACAGGUCCUGUUACAUCCUGGUUUGGUUAGCUCAGUGGAGCUAAAUUUAAUUGGCAGCAAUUGCUCAGAGCACCAGCCUUACAAAGACUUCUCAUUGAGCUGCAUUGAGAAGUCUUUGAUUGGACAACCACAGAACGUAUCAGCGGGGCUUGAAGGGAAGGACUUGCAAAGGUGGCAAACAUGAGAUCUGCAACUAUUGCAAGUUGUUUUUAGAUAUACUCCCAGUGGAAAAAUGAAUAAUUAAAUGCAUACAUGUUUUCAUUUGGAGUAUAUCUACUUUACAGUGUAUUUCAUUUAUUUUGUAUUUUGGCAGUGGAGUGUUCCUUUAAUUUGCCUUACCUCUGAUUCACCAACAUCAUGACCUCCACUCCUAAUGUGCUUUGCCUGCUUUCUUGUUUGAUUUGCCCUGCUUGGAGACACGUCCCCGCACAGGACAAACCUCCUCUGUCUUGCCGACACUGGCUUUGUUGUUGGCAUCUGAAUGAUGUCAGUCACUCGGUUCCUGUAUUCUCUAGCUAGCAAUAACCGUGUCAGCUUGUCAGAACUUUUAUUGUAAAACACAAUUGUACACUUAUCGCAAUAAUUUUAACAUAAAUAAAUAAAAAGUGUAGAGGAAAAUAAUCCUACAUGACAAAGUCAUGAUGUUGCCAUGGCAACCAGAGCGCAUGUGCUCAUGUUACCGUGUUCGCAGAGCAGAAGGAUCACCUGUGGAAGGCCUCUUCUGCUCUCCCUUGUUAGAUUCUGUGUGGAAGAAUUGACUGACGGGUGUGAGAAAGACCUACUUUUAAAGAGAUUUUUGCUCUGUAAAAGGAGCAAAGGUUAUAGGGAACAUGACAGGAAUCCUUUAAAUUAUAUAAAAAUAGAUUUGGACUGCUUCAUGUCUUUUUUAAUUUUUAAAUUUUAUUAUAAAUUCCAUGAGUUCGUGUCUGGGGCUGCCUUUGCACUUUUGUAUUUGUUUCACCAUAACCUCCAGCUGUCUCAUCAGUAAUUGCGCAUGCGCCUACUAAGGGGUUCGGCAUCAAUCUAUAUAUAAAGGCAGUACUGUUCUGUCACCUCAUACUAACUUCUUACUGUGCCAUUCCUAUUCAAACUGCUUGUUCCUAGUUUGAUUAUUUUUAAAUUCACUCCAUUUUUAAUGAAUCACAAUUUAAAAUGUGCAGUGUUACCUACUACCUUGGACUUGGGCACCAUGGGCAUGGGGCGUAAUUUUAUUUUUAAUAAACACUGACCAACUGUCAGACAUAAAAUUAACUUUCUCCUGUUGCCACCACAGUCUCACAUUGUGCGCUCAUACAUGUCUUCAGUGCCAUCGCUGUCCACAUGAGCUCAGCACUAGGCAGAUACAUGUAGAAAGAGGGGGGAGCAGGGUGGACAUUUGGAAAUGCAACCUCCUCAAUCCAAGUAGACAUCUCCCCUAGACCAUAGCAUCAUAACCACUAAGAAGGCCAGGCCUGCCCUUUUGAGUAACUGAGAUUUAUUUAUUUUUUUUAAUUUCUAACGCAAGGCAACUUUUUUUUUUUUUUUUAUGUACCAUUCUGAUAUCUGUCUCUUGUGAUCCAGGCCUACGCAGAUUAUAUGGGUUUUGUCCUGGCCUUGAAUGAUGCAGUCAAAGGAAAGAAGUUGACCUGUGAAUACAAAGUUUCAGAGGUAGGUGUGCAAGUUUGGGACCACCUUCUUAAAUAACCAGUCUAAUAAGAGUAUAUGGUGGGAAGGAUCCACUUAGUGCGUCAGAUUCCUUAAAGGACUACUAAAGUCACCCAGACGGCUUCAUCUCAAUGAACUGUUCUGCGUGACGUGGUCCUAUUAUUUUAACUCUGCAAUGUUUUAUAGAAACUGCAAUGUUUACAAUGCAGAGUUAAAAACACCACUAGUGACUGUCUUCCAGACAGCCACUAGAGGCGCUUCCUCUAGAACAACCAAGUAAAACCCGGUUACAUGAAGUUGAAUUCAAUGCUUUCCUGUGACUAGCAUUUGGAUGUGUGUGACACUCACUGUGCAUGUGCAUCAGUUUUCAAUGCUCCUCUUGGAUUGGCCAUCGGCUAAAGAGCCGAAUAACAUCACAGGAGGCGGAGCAUUCGGAAGCGCAGAGGGAGUCUGGGUGCUGGAGAAAAGAUAAGUUAAAGGUUUAUUUUAUUUAGCACUUUACUGAAAAUGGGCGGGAUACCUUAAACUACUCUGCAAAUACGGGGACAAUAGCGUUAUGAAUACAGGUUUGUAUUCCUAUCGCUAGAGUGUUUCUUUAAAGUACAUGUGACCAACAAGUAGGUGCACAGCUAUUGCAAGAUGGUGAUGAUGCAAACCCAACUCUUUUUUUUUUUUUCUUUUUUUUAUUAAAGUGAGAAUUGCUGGAAAUUCAGACUGAAUUUUAACAAUUUAGGCCAAAAUACCAAAUUACUAAAAAUUCUUCCAGUCAAUUCUGUUUUCAGUUCGGCUGUUUUGACCUUACAGUUUAAAGGGACACUGUAGGCACCCAGACCACUUCAGCUCAUUGAAGUGGUCCGCGUGCUGUGACCCUUUUGCACUUGGUGCUGCAAUGUAAAACAUGUCUACCAGACAGCCACUAGAGGGCUUCCGAAAUCCAAACUGACCUUUUGUCCGUUAUCCGACGCUGGACGUCCUCACGCUCUGUGUCAGAUUUUCCCCAUAGGAAAGCAUUGAUGAAUGCGUUCCUAUGGGGAAAUCCUAAUGCGAGCGCGGCCAUUGCCGCAUAUGCUCAUUAGGUCUACCCCGCAGGCUGACGGUGGGGGAGGAGCAUGGGCAGAGCCUGACCCAGUGCCAAGGGAGGAGGGAACCUUAGAAAUCCAUAAUGCCAUGAACAUGGCUUUGUUUUCCUGGCACUAUAGGAUGCCUUUAAAUUUACUUUGAAUUCCUGGUAAUUCUCACGUUAGUGAAUAACCCUGUUAGACUGGUAUAGCAUCAUGGGAAAUGUAGUUUUACUGACUGGACAGCUGCUUGUUGGUUUCCUCUGCAGUAGAGCAUAGCUUGUUAAUUCAAUGCAGUCUUGACUGGACUUAUCCAAUAUUACCCAGUUCAACUGUUUUUGCCUGAAAUUUGAAAUUCACUUUUAAUAACCGGAAUGUCACACUUUCAUUAAAGGAUCGCUAUAGGGUCUUGACCACAAGCAUGUAUUCCUGACCCUAUAGUGUUAAAACCACCAUCUAGCCCCCCUGGGCCCCUCAUGCCUCCAUAAAUAUGGCAAUAUCUUACUGUAUUCAAGCCAGAAGCUGUAGAUCUGCAUGCUGUUUGCCUCAAAAAAACAAGCAGUCUGCAGACAUCAUCAGAAGUGGUAGCCUGAUCCAGUCACAGUGCUUCCCUAUAGGAUUGGCUGAGACUGACAAAGAGGCAGAUCAGGGGCAGAGCCAGCAUGAUUCAAACACAGCAUCUCCUCAUAGAGAUGAAUUGAAUCAAUGAAUCUCUAUGAGGAAAAUUCAGUGUCUGCAUGCAGAGGGAGGAGAUACUGGAUGUUUGGAUGCAUUUUAGGCAGCCAUGACCCAGGAAGGAUCUCUAACAGCGAUCUAAGGAGUGGCCAGUGAAAUUAUCACUAGGCUGUAAUGUAAACACUGCAUUUUCUCUGAAAAGACAGUGUUUACAGCAAAAACCCUGAAGGUAAUGAUUCUACUCACCAGAACAAAUUCAAUAAGCUGAAGUUGUUCUGGUGACUAUAGUGUCCCUUUAACAAUCCUGAUUGUGCAUCAUAUUGUGAAUUGAGAAAUGUGAAGCAUAGAGAGUGGGUACAAAACUAAUGUAAAUAUACUGUAUAAAGUGAGAUAAAUGCUGCACUACAAACAGAAAUGUUUGACAGUAAUUAUAAUUUUAUUACCCUGUAUUUAUUGUUGGUUAUAAAGCACCAAUCUAUUGCGCUGUACACUGGACAGUUUCAGCAGAAACAUGGCUGACGCUGCAUAUUGUAGCUCGGUACCACACGAUUGUGGUGAGACCAGAUACAAUAAAACUUCCUACAAUGCAAAUACAAAACUACUAUUAUGCAUCACAUUCAUAUUUCACGUUUGACUUAAGUCGUCCUUCUUGGAAACAGAAACUCUAGAAAUCGUGUUUCUACAACUAUCCCAGAGUUCCCAGCUUGAGAUGCAAAUGAGCACAGACAGGCAUAAUGUUCCAUAUUGCAUUUCUGCAGGUACACUUGGCAAUUGACAUUUAAAAAUAAAAAUAAUGGGCUAUGAUCCAAAAGGAUCCGUCACCAGAACCCAGUCAAUGUAGUCAAAAUGAAUCAAAUGGCACAGGGGGCUCUGGACAAAAGCCCACCUUUGUUAAUGUUUUAUCCCAUCUUCUCCUGAAUUGUGCUCUGCAUUUUCCAGAUAGGUGUUGUAUAUCUGCAUGUCAAAUAAAAAAUCUGCCAAAUAUAAUUUCAUUUCAUUUGUGUAUAUUUUAAUAUUAUGUCCUGAAACUAAUACUAUGUGACUGACGUGUGUUCAUAUCUCUUUGUGUGUCAGAUAAAUACAUGUUGAAAAAGUAUAAUAUUCAAUAUCAGAUCAGUCUGUAUCUAUCACAACAGGAUUGCUUGCUGAGUGACAGAGGCAGAUGUUAAAGGGGGGUUGAUUGAAGAACGCACUGGGUGUCGGGGGAGUAGGGAGUGUGAACAUGAGGAGGUGGGUGAACGAUGAAGGGAGCUGACACCUUCCUUAGUGAGCCACAGUCAGUUCCUAUGGGAGAAGAAAUGUAUUCAUUGUUUAGAAUAUAAUAUGUGCAUGUGUUUGUUUGUCUGUUGAGAUCGUUAUUUGUAUUCUGUGAGUUUGUGUGUAUAUGUACUUAUAAACACACAUUCUACGUACUGUGUUAAGCUGACUGGUUUAUAGACAGCUCUUGUUUGUGACCAGAUUGCUACAGUAAAUUAGGAGCACUUCCUGAUCUAUGCAUGCUAUGGAAGCCCAGAGGGGCCGUUUGAGAUUUGCUUUGUCCAUCCCAACCUAGUAUGUGUGUUAGUUUUUUUUUGUUUUUGUUUUUUUCAUAUUUGUUUUUUUUUUGCUUGUAUUUGAAUGCCUUACCUAUAUAUUGCAAUGAAGACGUACCAAUUUCAGAAAAGAGUGUCCCUUUAAGUCGUGUUAAAGAAGGUCAGAGAUGUACAAGAGAUAAUGAACCAUACUUAGGGGGCUCAUUCUCUGUUAUAACCCACUCAAGGUGCUAUUCCUUUUUAGACCUCUAUCUCAACUUUAAUUGCUAUAGGCUGGUAAUGCAUGAUGGAAUUGUAGUUUUAUAACAGAUGUGUAGAUACCUCUUUAUCUUUAAGGAUUACAGCAUGGAGUUUCCUUUUAGUAGUGGUGAUAAGAAAAUAUAUUUAAAGAUACAGGUACAUUGUCUAAUGGACCGUUUAGAAUCCUCUGCCAGUCCAAGACACAGAAUCGGCACGGUUCCACAGUAUCUUCUCAUCUUUAUUAUAUUUUAUUAAAUAUACAACAAAUUUUUACAUAAAAAGUGUCCAAGUAAACUUCUAAUAAUCUAGGUUAUUCCUGACCGCAACAACUACAAAAAAAUAUUUUUUUCUUCAUAAUCCCCCUAAGCCCUACCAUCUGAUAUUCUAACAGAACUGAAUCCACGGACCCCCUUUACAUAUCACUGUUGUGACAUCCUUGCAAUCACUGCGCUGGUCCAAUCUCCAGAAUAAUGUUAUCUCAUUGUCUGCAGGAUGGGGCUUGUGACACACUGCGUGACCCUCCCCGUAUUAAAUCUAGUUUGCAGCCAGCACAUGUGCGAUGCUGCAAUACACACCGAGUUAAUCUUGUUCAGUGCUGUUUAUAUCCAUUUAGAUGUGAACGGGUACAUUUUGUGCUGGUUUUGCAUCACUGUUUGUAAUUUCUAAAAUAUAGUGCAGCCUAGUAAAAAAAAAAAAAUUUUGCCACCCCUCUUGACCUCACCUCCAGUUGCUUCAGACUAGGGGGUACCUGAUUUCUACCACUGCCUUUUAUGGGCAGUUUAUCAUGCAGAGAGUAUUAAACUGCUUGAAACAGCCAUACCUAAUCCAUCUGCAUAGGCAGGAUUCUGCCAGUAUCUCUUUACUCUCUUGGAGAAAGUGCCUGUGUCUUCAUUAAAUAAACACUCCAAGCACCAUAACUACUGCAGACUGAUGUAUUGUUAUUAUAGUGUCAUUGAGUGUCUUUGCUUUUGUCCUUAAAGGGACACUAUAGUCACCCAGACCACUUCAGCUCAAUGAAGUGGUCUGGGUGCCAGGUCCCUCAGGUUUUAACCCUUCAGAUGCAAACAUAGCAGUUUCAGAAAAACUGCUGUGUUUACAUUUGGGGUUAAGCCAGCCUCUAGUGGCUGUCUUCCUGACAGCCACUAGAGGCGCAUCUGCGACGCUGGAGGCAUAUUAUGCCUCCAUCGCGCAGAGCGUCCAUAGGAAAGCCUUUAAAAAUGCUUUCCUCUUGACAGCUUGAAUGCGCGCGGCACUUGCCGCACAAGUGCAUUCGGCUCCGCUGACGUCGGCGGGGGAGGAGAGGUCACCAGCGCCGAGGGAGCCUGGCACUUGAAUAAGAAAUGCUGCUGAAGGGGUUUUAACGGGAGGGGGACCCUGAGGUUGGGGGCACCCUCAGGGCACUAUAGUGUCAGGAAAACCGCUUUGUUUUCCUGACACUAUAGUGAUCCUUUAAGUUCAGUUAACUGAAUUCCCCAGCAGCAGAUGCAGCCUUGGACCCAGGUAAGUUGUCAUAAAACAUUCUAAAAAUUUCUCUCAUGAAUGUACAAUCUCUAAUUUCUGCAACACUCCCAUUUCCUCUCUCAGAUCACCACCCCUUAUCCUUUGCUCUCAAUAGCCCCGUAACCAUCAUCCUCAACCUAAACCCCUCAACUAAGAAGAAAUCUGAAUUACAUUGACCUCCAGCAGCUAUCAGCUAAUAUUGAUUCCCAACUUCCAUCCAUCCCUACUUUCUCCUGUCCCUCACUGGCUAUCUCCUCAUAUAACACUACCCUAACCUCUGCCCUGGACGCUGCAGCCCCGCUCCAAACAUGCACCUUGAGGAGAACACGCCCCAACCGUCUCACACAAAAUCAACACGCUACCUGCAGAGAUGCUCCCGUUGUGCUGAAUGCUGCUGGGGGAAGUCACGCACCCAGUCUGACUUCCUCCACUACAAAUUCAUGUUGUGUUCACACAGCACAGACCUUGCCAAACAGUCAUACUUUUCCUCCCUGAUUAGCUCAUGCUCCCGCAAUCCCAGGCGUCUUUUUAAUACCUUUUAACUCCCUUCUUCACCCUGCUGUGGCCACCCCCCAAACUAACCUUACAGCCGAUAGCUUUGCAUGCUACUUUAACGACGAGAUAGAACAGCUAAGGAAAGAAUUCUCCCCACCUUGCCCCUUUAUUUCUCAACCUCACCUGGAUCAUGCCUUUCCUACCCUUCAGACUUUCUCCCAGGCUACUGAACCAGCGGUGGCUGCGCUUCUCCUUUCCUCUCGCCCCAUCAAUUGCCAGCUUGAUCCUGUCCCGGCUCACCUUAUCAGAUCUCUCUCCUCUUGUCAUGUGCCUUCCUUCAACUGCGCUCUCUCUUCUGGUGUUGUCCUUGCUGCCCUUAAACAUGCUACCCAUCUUAAAGAAGCCAUGUCUCGUCUCAUCCUCCCCUUUUAACUAUCGUCCUAUAUCUCUGCUCCCUUUUUCCUCAAAGCUUCUGGAAAGACUGGUCUUUACCCAUCUGACUUGUUUCCUCAAUUUCAACUCUUUUCUUGAUCAUCUUCAGUCUGGCUUCCGCCCCCUCCACUCUACUGAUCCCUAAUCACAGCUAAAUCCAAAGGCCACUACUCCAUACUAAUUCUUCUUGACCUCUCUGCUGCCUUUGAAACUGUUGACCAUGAUCUCCUUCUCCAAAAUCUUCAAUCACUCUGUCUCUGUGACUCUGUCCUCUCAUGGUUUUCCUCCUAUCUCUCACAAUGCUCAUUCAGUGUCUCCUUUUCUAAUGAUACCUCCUCCCUUCGUUCUGUCUCGGUUGCAGUCCCUCAAACCUCUGUACUUGAUCCCCUUCUAUUUUAUCUUUAUACUGCCUCUCUUGGCAAAUUUAUAACCUCAUUUGGAUUAUAAUACCACCUGUACGCUGAUGAUACUCAGAUAUAGCUCUCCUCCCCGGACAUCUCCCCUGCUGUCCUGGAACGUGUCACUGCUUGCCUUUCUUCCAUCUCUGACUGGAUGUCCUCCCGCUUUUUGAAACUCAAUCUCUCUAAAACUGAACUACUUGUCUUUCCUCCUCCUAAUACUGAUCCUCCUCCUUCACUCUUCCUUCAAGUUAGUGGUACCCACAUCAGUCCAUCCUUGCAAGCACGCUGUCUUGGCGUUAUACUUGAUUCUGGCCUCACAUUCAGUCUGUUAACAAAUCCUGUAUAUUUCACCUUAAAAACAUAGCCCACAUCCGUCCCUUUCUUAAGCAAGAUGCUACUAAGGAACUUGUCCAUGCUCCAGUAAUCUUUUGCAUGGAUUAUUGUAACUCUCUCCUAAUAGGUCUUCCCACAAGUCGUAUUGCCCCGGUACAGUUUAUAAUGAAUGCUGCAGCUAGACUGAUUUUCCUCUCCUGUCGCUCCUCUCACACACCUCCCCUUUGUCAGUCCUUGCAUUGGCUUCCUGUAUCCUUUAGGAGUCAAUUCAAGGUACUAAUCCACAGCUAUAAAGCACUGACCAAUUCUAGCUCCUCCUAUAUCUCUUCACUGAUCUGCAGGUAUGCCCCUUCUCGGUCUCUCCGCUCUGCCCAGGAUCUUCUAUCCGCUGCUUGCACCGCACGGCCAACUCACGCUUGCAGGACUUCUCAUGGGUGGCUCCUUUUCUUUUUGAAUAGCCUGCCUACCGCCAUCAGACUCUCCCCUAGUCUUCAAUCAUUUCAAAAGUGCCUCAAAACCCAUCUCUUUAGGAAAGCUUACGGCCUCCCAGAGUAACCUGUCUCUUGCUCUCUCCUAAAGAGGAUUCAUAGCAUAACCCUUCAUUUGCCCCUUGGGUCUCUAGUUUACUACACAAUAUUCAUAGUUAUAAACAAUAGGUAUUAUUACAUAAUCGUAAUACAUUUAGACCAGUGAUUCUAAACAUUUUUUGUUGACAGGGACUUAACUUAUUUGCAUGCUGUUAGGUUUGUAUCCCAUUCCCGAAUCUAAAAUUAACUCUUUGACCCUUUAAAUUGUAAAGUACUAAAAUGAAUUCUCCAGAAAGCCUUUAUAAGACUCUUCAGUGUUUCCAUUGCCCCGGGGAAGGCAGUGCUGUGAAGUAAACAACUUACUGUGGGCAGUUGCCUACGGCCCGGAGAAUAGGACGCUUCCAUCCCAUCCCAGGGACACUCUAAUUAUAGCAUGGGAACCCGUCCCUGCCCAAAACCUUAGAUUCACACGAUUAGACAAUGGGAUAUGAAAACUGUUAAAAAGCAGAAAUGACGCAAUAAGUAGUACAAUCUAUAUUCACAGGUAGUGUUGUCAUACUUUAAAGAGCCAAACCCCACAACCACCUAUACUCCUUGAAUAGAUUAUGGUGUGAGAAGGUCGUGGCCAUCUACCCCCUGUUUGUUACACUUUUUUAAUGCAGAUUUCUAUUUUUUUAUUUUUUUUUCUGUAAGUUGUGUGGUUGUGACCGGAUUUCAAACAUUUUAAAUGGACAAAGAGUGGCACCUUAAUUUUAGUGGUGUGAGUGUGGGGGGGCUGGUCUUAGAAAUUUUAGGUGAUUUACUUAUAACAAUUCAUGCAACUAAAGUGUAUUGUAGAAUGUAUCUUAUUUACGAGACUGACUUCUAAACACAUUUAUUUUAGUUUAAAGACAUAUUACUGUGGAGCUCUGUUAUAUGCUCCAACACCCCCAACAGUAUGGAGCUCCUAGACAUAAGGGACAGAGGGCGUUAGACCUGAAAUAGGGACUGCCCUUCCUAAAUAGGGACACUUGUGAAGUAUGGGUCUGCCUAUUUAAAGGAAAUAUCGCAUCUCAACUAAAAAUGAAACCUGCCGUAGAGUAGAAUAAAGUAACUUCUAUUGCUUUAAAUUGUGUGACUGUUAUUUUGUUCGUUUUGGUGAAUGUAAGUAAUAGCUUAUGGACGUUGCACAGCCAUAAAUCCUGUUUUAAAAUCUGCGUUUGUUGAUGGUCACAAAUAACUAAAUUUUAGGGGAGUGAAGCUGUCACUGUCCACCUGAGUUCUGACCCUGAGCUGUAAUUGCCAAUAAAUCCUUUGAGCUGUCUUUGUGUGUGUCUUUCUGUCUCUUUGUGUGCAUAGUACUGCUGUCACACGCAGUCUGUUUCAUUUUCCAGCCUGAUUCUCUGUUAGAUUUAUUCACUAAGCUGUGCGUUGUUAGGAAUACAAAAUAUAUUCAAAAUAGCCUUGCAGAAAACACAGCUGAUUUGGUUUAUUUAUUUUUAAUUUGCUAUUUUAAGGUGUUAUUUAAAGGGAUUGUAUAGCUGACAGAUUAUGAAUGACCAUUUCUCAGAGCCUUUUGAUGCACUGAUGUCAUCAAAAUGCACUUACACACAUAUCAUUUAUUGUCUUGGCUUAGAAACAUAGAAACAUAGAAUGUGACGGCAGAUAAGAACCAUUCGGCCCAUCUAGUCUGCCCAAUUUCUAAAUACUUUCAUUAGUCCCUGGCCUUAUCUUAUAGUUAGGAUAGCCUUAUGCCUAUCCCACGCAUGCUUAAACUCCUUUACUGUGUUAACCUCUACCACUUCAGCUGGAAGGCUAUUCCAUGCAUCCACUACCCUCUCAGUAAAGUAAUACUUCCUGAUAUUAUUUUUAAACCUUUGUCCCUCUAAUUUAAGACUAUGUCCUCUUGUUGUGGUAGUUUUUCUUCUUUUAAAUAUAGUCUCCUCCUUUACUGUGUUGAUUCCCUUUAUAUAUUUAAAUGUUUCUAUCAUAUCCCCUCUGUCUCUCUUUUUUCCUCCAAGCUAUACAUGUUAAGAUCCUUUAACCUUUCCUGGUAAGUUUUAUCCCGCAAUCCAUGAACCAGUUUAGUAGCCCUUCUCUGAACCCUCUCUAAGGUAUCAAUAUCCUUCUGAAGAUACGGUCUCCAAUACCGCGUACAAUACUCCAAGUGAGGUCUCGCCAGUGUUCUGUACAAUGGCAUGAACACUUCCCUCCUUCUACUGCUAAUACCUCUCCCAAUACAACCAAGCAUUCUGCUAGCAUUUCCUGCUGCUCUAUUACAUUGUCUGCCUACCUUUAAGUCAUCAGAAAUAAUCACCCCUAAAUCCCUUUCCUCAAAUGUUGAGGUUAGGACUCUAUCAAAUAUUCUGUACUCUGCCCUUGGGUUUUUACAUCCAAGAUGCAUUAUCUUGCACUUAUCCACAUUAAAUGUCAGUUGCCACAAUUCUGACCAUUUUUCUAGUUUACCUAAAUCAUUUGCCAUUUGGCUUAUCCCUCCUGGAACAUCAACCCUGUUACAUAUCUUAGUAUCAUCAGCAAAAAGACAUACCUUACCAUCAAGACCUUCUGCAAUAUCACUAAUAAAAAUAUUAAAGAGAAUGGGUCCAAGUACAGAUCCCUGAGGUACCCCACUGGUGACAAGUCCAAGCUUCGAAUAUAUUCCAUUAACUACAACCCUCUGUUGCCUGUCACUCAGCCACUGCCUUACCCAUUCAACAAUAUUGGAAUCCAAACUUAAAGAUUGCAGUUUAUUGAUAAGCCUUCUAUGUGCAACAGUGUCAAAAGCCUUACUGAAAUCUAGGUAAGCAAUGUCUACUGCACCACCCUGAUCUAUAAUUUUAGUUACCCAAUCAAAAAAAUCAAUAAGAUUAGUUUGGCAUGAUCUCCCUGAAGUAAACCCAUGUUGUCUCUGAUCUUGAAAUCCAUGUGUUUUUAGAUGUUCAUCAAUCCUAUCCUUUAACAUGGUUUCCAUCACUUUCCCCACUACUGAAGUAAGGCUUACUGGCCUAUAGUUGCCCGACUCCUCCCUAUUACCUUUCUUGUAAAUGGGCACAACAUUCGCUAACUUCCAAUCUUCUGGGACUACUCCUGUUAACAAUGAUUGGAUAAAUAAAUCUGUUAAUGGUUUUGCUAGUACACCACUAAGCUCUUUUAAUAGCUUUGGGUGUAUUCCAUCAGGUCCCAUUGACUUAUUUGUCUUUACUUUUGACAGUUGAAAUAGAACCUCUUCCUCUGUAAACUCACGUGUAAUAAAUGACUCAUUUAUCCUUUUUCGCAACUGAGGUCCCUUUCCUUCAUUUUCAUCUGUAAAUACAGAACAAAAAUAUUCAUUGAGGCAUGUCAUGUGUCCUCAAGGGGUUAAAGGGACACUAUUGUCACCAGAACAACUGCAGCUUAAUGUAGUUUUUCUGGUGAGUACAGUCUGUCCCUGCAGGAUAUUUGCUGUAAACACUGUAAUUUCAGGGAAAAGGCAGUGUUUACAUUACAGCCUAGGGACUCCUCCAGUGGCCACUGAAGGUGCUUUGUGGAUGUAGACGCUGAACAUUUCCCAUAGAGAUGCAUUGAUUCAACUCUAUAUGGAGAUGCAGAUUGGCCAGGGCUCGUUGCUUCUGCCCUCGCCCUCCCCUCCCUCCCACCUCUUUGGCCAAGAUCAUCAGAAUUGACUAUUUUAGCCAAUCCAAUGCUUUCCUAUGGGAAGCAUUGUAAUUGGCUAAGAUCGUCAAUUCUGAUUGUCAGCCAAGGAGGAGUGGCGGGGCCAGAAUCAAGGAGCCCCAUGUGACUCUGGAAAAAGUUCAGUAAAUUCCCUUUCUAAACAGAGGUAAGGGGGGGCCGAACGGUGGUUUUAGAACUAGUGUCAGGAAUACACGUUUGUGUUCUUGUCACUAUAGUGCCCCUUUAACUUUUAAAAUAGCUAUGUCAAAAGGUUUGAUUUUAAAUGGACACUCAAGUUGUCAUAACCACCUCAGUGGAUUGAAGUGAGUAUGGUGCUUAGUCUGUGAGUGCAAGGUCCUGUGAAUUGGUUUUGUUCCUGCAGACCUGUCUCCAAUACAUAGGCGGAGCUAUACUCUUUUUAGAAACAUAGAAUGUGACGGUAGAUAAGAACCAUUCGGCCCAUCAUAUCUCUGCCAUAUUGUCAGUGAAAGCUGUUUAGUCUUGAUGCGGAACCUGCACCUACACAUUCCAGGCACCAUAACUUCAGUCCAUCGAAAUGGUUCUGGUGCCUACCGUGUCCCUUUAAUAAUGGUGAUCCCUUGAUGCUGUGCUGUUACAGAUUGUGCACCAUUACAAUGUCAAUGGUAGUACACUAUUUUAAAAGAACACUAUUGUCACCUAAAUUACUUUAGCUAAAUAAAUCAGUUUUAGUGUAUAGAUCAUUCCUCUGCAAUUUCUCUGCUCAAUUCACUGCCAUUUAGGAGUUAAAUCACUUUAUUUCUGUUUAUGCAGCCCUAGCCACACCUCCCCUGGCUAUGAUUGACAGAGCCUGCAUUGAAAAAAAAAAAACGGUUUCACUUUCAAACAGAUGUAAAUUACCUUAAAUAAUUGUAUCUCAAUCUCUAAAUUGAACUUUAAUCACAUACAGGAGGCUCUUGCAGGGUCUAGCAAGCUAUUAACAUAGCAGGGGAUAAGAAAAUCUUAAUUAAACAGAACUUGCAAUAAAGAAAGCCUAAAUAGGGCUCUCUUUACAGGAAGUGUUUAUGGAAGGCUGUGCAAGUCACAUGCAGAGAGGUGUGACUAGGGUUCAUAAACAAAGGGAUUUAACUCCUAAAUGGCAGUGAAUUGAGCAGUGAAAUUGCAGGGGCAUGUUCUAUACACCAAAACUGCUUCAUUAAGCUAUAGUUGUUCAGGUGACUAUAGUGUCCUUUUAAAUGGAUGUUGUGGAGAAACUGUUGCAAUACAUAUAUAUUUGUUUCAUUCAAUGUAAUAACACAGUUAGCGAACUUGUUAUAUGUAAGGCUGUAUUUUCUGGGGUUUUUUUUUUCUUGACCUGUAGUAUUUAGUUUACUAUUUGGGUAUAAUGGGUGUGUGCAUUCAGGGUAGACUGAUGUGAAAAUAAAAUAAUUUAAACAAUUGUAGCAGAAAGCUGCAACAUGAAAAGAAAUAUUAAUCUGAAUGCAGUGUGUGUGUGAUAUAUAUAUUAUUACAUUUUGCUCGGUUCUGCAUAUUUAUGGGUAAUCUAUAGAUACUCUGUUCUCUUAUCCAGAUAACGGGUGUGGGAGUAUAGCUAUAUUUAUGUGUGAUAUAUCCAUGCACAGAUAAAAAAUAUUAGGGGUCUUGAAGAGGCAAAAUCACUGGAAUAAAAAUCUGAAAUAUUCACAAAAUAUAUAUCUAAAAAGGCAGUAGGUAUAGAGGUCAUACGUUGUCUAUCUCUCUAUCUUUGUUUAACAGUUAUUAACAGGGCUUUAAUGUAACAUUUGUAGCACUUUUAUAAUGAGCUCUACGUAAGACAGCCUGUGAGCUUGCAAUCUAUUUGUACGUUUAUAUUGCUAUGUAAAGGUCUGUGUGGGUUUAUAUAGUACAUUUAUUUUCACAGUCUUCUGCCUUGUCAGGUACAAUAUUACCCCGCUUCACAGAAUGGCUUUUCAUCCAGUGCCCUCGCUGGCUGCUGCUGCCGCUGACCCUGGCUACGCUGGGCACAUAGCCUUUUGCUUCCGUUGCAAUAUUAAUUUAGCUGGACAAUAGAAAGACGGCUGCGCUUCCACACUGCCUUUCAAAGAGACCCAGACACCAGCAAACCCUUGUGUCUCUUUAAUUAUGUAUUAGGCUGCCUGGGCUGGCAGCUGGGGCCUGCUCCAUGCAUACAGCUCUGCUGUUUUUAAUCCCUUUUAAAAAGCCGCAGAAAGCAAUGGAUGCGUGACUGUCAUACCCUUCCCCCCGCCUCCUCUUCUCCAGCUUCUAAGCCUAGAGGUACAACAUCCCCUGCCAGCCAUUAUUCAGCCCGUCACUGCUUUGCAAGAGGCUUGCAGGAAGCCGGUUUGCCUGUAAUGAGCUGCCUAUGGCUGCGAGGAUGUAUACAUGUAAAUCGUAAACGUUGUUUUACAAACGCCUCGCUCCCUUAUUCUUAAUUGCAACGCAAAUCUGUAACCAGCACAGUCGGGCCAUUUCGGUAUGAUCAUAGCCCAUGUUGAUUAGGCAUUAGAACAGGAAACUAAGACUCUGUUCAUUACAUUAUUAACAAGUUCACCCCACAGUGGCUACUGUGUUCACACUGGCAAUCGAAGGGUUCAACGCUAGUUGCUCAUUGUUAUGUUUUAGGUUGAAAUGGGAAAUGCAGCAGCCAAGGAGUAGGGCACGAUUAAAAGAUCCAAGAGCCCUCUAUGCUAAAGUUAAAAUGAAUUGUAAAAGAAAAAAGUAAUGUCACCAGGAAAUGGGUGUGUAUUUCGGGGCUCCCCCUACUGGUUGUGUUUUAUAUUCUUGGUUCGUAAAUUUUCUCAUGUAACUGGAUCUCCAGUAAUGUUCCAGAUUAUUAGAAUAUGAGCCCCGAAUCUUUAACCACUGAUUGUGGCUUGGGAAGAAUGCAUGAUUAAGUGAGAAAACACAAAGUAUUUCUAUAGUGCCCUGUAGGUGGGGUUGGUGUCUGUAGGGAGUUGUAGACUAAUGAAAAGCUGAGUUUGUUGUUGGCAUUUACACAGGCUACCGAGAAGCUAAUGGAGCUCCUGGACAUCUUGGAUCGCUGGAUUGAUGAAACGCCCCCAGUGGACCAACCGUCACGAUUCGGCAACAAGGCCUUUCGCACCUGGUACGGAAAGCUGGAUCAGGUGGGAACAACGAGAGAACUACAGGGGCGACCAAUUAUGGUUUGGGGUCUCCAGCAGAGUGUGUUACAAAGGAGAGGGGACACUUUGUAUCCACACAAUGCAUGAGGAACCCAAAUGGUUCACCUAAAAUCCACUGGUUUGGAUUAUUAAUUAGUAGCUUAUUUUAGCUGCACUGGCCUCUGGUAUCAUUUAACCCAUAGCUCUGAAUAAUUUGGCACUCAAAUGGUUAACCCCGUCACAGCCUAUAAUUUUUACCACUUCUUGUUCACAGUAUUUAAGAUUGACUAUCGUUAUUCUGUUUUUCUUGAUGUGAAAUACAUGGCUACCUCUUAACUUUCACGGUAGAAGUCUUCCGACACAGUGAAGAGAAUAGUGAAUUCUAUUUAAAGGUUUUAUUAAUCUGGAACCCUUCCAAGUAUAAAUGGUUUUGUUUCCAUAACAACCACCGCAUUCUCCUUCAGUGUUAUAAUAACACAGAGCUGAUUGCUAGAAUCCCUGGCUUGAUAGAGGUUAGGCCUAGUAUUCUGAUAGGUCCACUCGGAGAGCAUCACUGGAUAUGUAUCUCACAGAUUCAACAAACUCCUACUCAUGGUCAGGACUGUAAGUGUAGAGUGGAAAUGUUGCUAUUACAAUCUUCGUCUCCCUUUCAAAAACUGCAAAUCUUGAGGGGUUUAAAAAAAAAAAAAUAUUCUGAACAGUAUAGUUUGACAUAUUAGGUUUUUAUUCAAAGUUCUCUCUUAUAGUCUAAUCCAGCUUGAUCGGACUCCCUUCUACUAAUCCCUCCUCCUCAUAUGUGAUAAUAAUGAAAGAUUUGAGUUAAGGGAGAGAAAUAAUUAAGACUAUCAGGUCAUGAUUGCAUAUUCCAUUUGGUCAAGGGUGUUGAAAAAUGGCAGGCUCACUUUACAAAUAUUGCUAAACACAGACAUGAAACUGUAAGAAUUUCCUUAUGCGCCCUUGUUACAAAUAAGUACAUCGGGGUAAAGGUUGAUUUAAAAACAAAUCAUGUUGUUAUGGCGAUUUGGAGCAAGUCAGAACCACGUUUAGCCAUGUCUUGUUGCACUCUCGAAAGAAAAAUGGCAUCCAGAUGGUUCUCAAGUCAUGAUUACGCACAGAUUAGCAAACAGAUCCCAUAGAGAGGUGUGUGUGUGUGUAUAUAUAUAUUUUUUAUUUGUGAAUUGAAACCUAAAUGUAAGCAUUUUCUUUUUUUACAGUGAGGUGUUUGUUUACUAAAAGCAUCCUAACUGUUUUUUAAUUUUUUAAAUUUUGUAAAAAAAAAAAUGUUUUUGUCUGGAGAUGGAAUUUUUAAUUUAUUUAUUUUUGUCAGCUUGGCUAUUUGAACACAGUGUGUUUAAAAAAAGAACGGGUCAUCUGUGGCUUGGAGUGUUUUGUUAAGAACUCAAUUCAACCAUGUACAACACAUUUCUAGUAAAGGCUGUUAACUAAGCUCACAACAAUGUAGACAAACGGGCAGCUCUACGUCUCUUAAUUAUUUACAACACCCAUGAGCCUCAGCCGACCAUUGUAAAUCAACAGUAGGUACCUAUUGACUACUCCUUGGGAAAACACAGGUCCAGUGUUGAAUUGCUAUGUUAAACAGUACCGAUAUAAUGUUUGCGUCUCGUUGACAUAGGAAGCAGAAAACCUAGUUUCCACGGUUAUCCCACCAGCGCUAAGUGCGGCAGUACCCGAAGUGGCCGUGUACCUAAAGGAAUCAGUCGGCAACUCUACCCGAAUUGACUAUGGCACAGGUACCUGGACAAUUGUUUUUAUUCUUUGUAGCUUACAGUUGUGCAUAGUAUUAGAAUAAUAAAAAAAAAAUCAUAUCUAUAUUCUACUUUUCUUUUUGUCCCUACUUGCUGAUUAGUAUAAACAUUUAACCUUUAUCUGCUUCCCCUUUCCUGAGAAUGACUGUUUCACAAUUAAGCUAUUCCUUUUCCCAUUUCCACUCCACACAAGUGUGUAGCUUUAUGGUAUAAUUUAAGUGGGACCGUGACAUCUCUGAAAAAUAACAUCAUUGAAUAAAACGCUGACAAUCACCUAUAACCAGUGUUAACAUUUUAUUUUCAUUAGAGGCACCAUUCUCUUUUAGAAUUAUAUUACAGAUUUAGUUCCAGUUCAGACAAGGCAAGGCCAGGGUAAACAUUGCGAGUGAAGAGAAAUCGGAACACCGUUUCAUUUCUCCUCUUCCAUGUAUUCUUUCUCUAUGCUGACUGCCAGGUGCAAAGGACAGAGUUUAUAACAAUGGUUGACAGGAAGCCAAGAUGGAGGCGCCCAGUAGCAGGGUGAAAAGGUUUAGAUUUCUACAUUAAAAUUAAUUUCUGACACCUUGCAAAUACAUAUUUGUUAAAUUUGUUACACAAGUAAACCUAAUAUAACAAUACUGGAAAGUGACCGUUUUCCCUUAAAUCGUUUCAGUGUAAACCGUGUUUAAAUAAAAUAAAAAACUAAAUACAUUUAUUCUUUUUUUGUUUUUGUUUUUUUAACAAGCACGAGGGUGAAUUUUGUAAGAAAAAGUCAAAUUGAGAAAUCACAAAGUGACAUCAAAUACCUUCUGUGACAAUAGAUGAUGCUAUUAUUUAUGUUUCCUUUUAAGUAAUCUAAAGCUCAUGUUUCAGGGGUCUCCGCAAUAGUUUUAGCUAAGGGUUGACUGAGAAUUAUGGUCUUAACUCGUGCUCUCUUUCAAAAUGGCAUUUCCGCAUGCAUCCAGCCUUUAAAAGUGGGGUCUGGCUGUCCUGUGAGUGAGAGGGUUACAUUUCUUUAAAGGAUCAUCGCUAUAAAAAGAGGUUACAGACCCAAUCAUCUCUAAGUAAUAUUAUCCACAGGGCACUGACAUUAUGAUUGGAUGCAGAGAGGGGGAAAUGAAGUGUAAGCUGCAGUUUUGUGUUUAGACUCAAGGGGGCUCUGUUGCUACAGAGGUGUCUGCUUGCCUGUCGCCUGCAGAGGUUUCGCUCAAUACUCUCCUGCCCACUGCUUCCUGAUAUGUCAGAUUUUUUUUCCCCCUCUCUCUUUUUCUCUCGCUCUCCUUUACAUCAUUUUUGGUUCUCAGUUAGUCACUUUAAAACAGUUUGUGCCUCGUUACUCCAUGGGGUGACAGCAUCACUCACAUGUGUUUCAACGGAACACUGGUAGACAUGCAAGAUGUGUUAUAAACACAGAGACGAUUUUACGCACACAAUACUCCAUGGGCAUGCAUAACAUCUCACUUGUAUAGCACACCGGGAGGGAUCCAGAGUUUAGGCAGGCUUUCACAGGUAAUGAAUAAUGCCACCUUUUUCAAGGAAACGGCUUGUUUCCCUGUUUCCUAUUUUUAUUUAUUUGUCUUCACUUUGCAAAAUCUGAGAUCUAGUAUUCGUGGCAUGAUUUGAAAAUACAAAAUAUAUACCGGAUUCACAAUAGAAUUGUAUAGCUGCCCACCUUAUCUGGAAACAAAAUGCUGGCAUGCUGUUUUUUUAACAUUAUUUUUUCUACACCGCCACAGAAGGUGUUGGUGCUAUAUAAUGGGAAUGAACUACAAAUUAUGCCAAAGCUUACAUUAUUGCAGUAAUUCGGCCCAUCAGUCUGGUUAUAAUAUACGUAUAGAACGCCAGCAUAUUCUCUGGCUGAUGCAUGCAAAUGAUAGCUACAGAAUACGUUUGGCACGCAGGAACAAGAGGUGAUGUGGGCGCAGCUCGAAAGAACUUACUGUAAAGUGAUACACUGCGCGAUCUGUGCUGUUCUGUUGCAAUUGCGUUUGUAUUUUUUAUCGUUUAUCCAGGGCUCCCGUUAGUCUAUUCUGGUUAUGGCCAACCUUGUUUUUAUUUUGUUCUAUAGUGAUUCACAUGAUUCUUAGCCAGCUGGAGUGCCACAGGUUAAACAUCACGAGACUAAUGUCAGGUCUGCCAGCUGUGGCUUAAUACACCGUAUAGUUCAGGCAAGGUGAGUGGCUGCCUAAAGAGUUAACCUGUGUACUGCAGGGCAUAAAGGAAACUGCCUAAGGUUACAAGAAAUAGACUCCAGAAUCAGAUCAGCCACAAUCUCGGAGACUCUGUGGGUUUUAUUCACUAAACAGUGAAUUGUGGUAAACGCAAAACAAGAUUGCAAAAUGUAGACCUAACUAGUUAAGCUGGAAAAGCACCUGAUUGGGAGAAUGUUUCCGAUGCAUCUAUUUUAGCCUGAAGUUGGUAUUGAAUAAAGCCUUUGUGCAUUUGUUCAGUAAAUGAACUACAUCCUCCUCCUCAUUCUGUCUGCUUGCAGGCCGUAAUCGGUGCUGAUACAGAACAAGAAUAGCGCUGACAGGCAGGAGCUCACUGAGAGAUGUAUUUUUCAAGGAAAUACAGAAUUAAAACUUUGAACAAUCACACUUCUAUUUUAUAGUUAUUUUAAUUAUUAUUUCACUGUUUGAAGACUAACGUAUUGUUAUUUUGUUCAUCUCUGUUUGCUGGCUAACCACAUGCCUUGUGCUUGCAGUUUUUUUUGUUGUCUUUGGGGGGUUUGUUUUUGUUGUAUACGCAUAGUUUGUGGCGCUGUACAAUGUAGUCUGUUUUUAUAUAUUUGCAAAGCUUUACCAUUUUUAUAAAGCCUAGAAAACUUGAUGGGGCAUGCAUCACUUUGAGACAACGGUCUCAUUCAAAAACGUUACCUUUGAAUGAGACAGUUGGCUGAAAAAGCAGAUACCGGUAAAUAUAAUUAUUAUUUUAUUUUAAAUGUGCCUGCUUCUUUCCUUCUUAUACUUUCCACGCCCAUUUCAGGGGGACACUGAUCUAACCAAGCAGCGUCCUGUCCCUAGAAAUGCUGGAAAAAUUGCAUUGGGCAUGUCUGACCGAUAAACCCAUGUGCAGUUGGAAGAUCUCUUCACCUUGUAACAUCCUGACAGGGGGAGAAGUGAGGGGUCUGAUCUGUGUGAUUCACGCAGAGCAGGCUCCAGUGUCUGGUUUCUCUCUCUCUCCUGUUGCUGAACAUUGAUGCCCUGUUUCUGUCAUUAGUGGACUGGUCUGAAACUGAGAUAUAUGUGGGUAAAAGGAUGGGAUGGGGGCUGAAGAAUCUCCCCUAACUGAGAUCCGUACCAAACAAUGCUAUCUGACCAAGUUUACAGAAAGUUAAGAAAUGUUUGUUACGUAUUUUUCAAUGUAGUUAUUACUUUAUUUUGGUUUGUAUAUUUUUGUAUAUUUAAAAGUAUUUGCCGGUUUUACAAAAAAUAAUUGUCAAGUGAUGCAUGUCACUCUAAGAACUUUUUUCUUUUUUUUUCUUAUUUACAACAAAGUGUAAAAAUUUCAAUAAGUAUGUCUAGUAGUUAGAGAUCGAAACCGUAAAUUGCAAUAUGCAGCAACGUUUUAUUUAUAUAUAUAUAUUUUUUUUUUGGCGACUUUACUGUAUUGAAGGGACAGUCUAAGCAUCAAAACAACAUUAACUUACUGAUGCGGUUUUGGUGUAUAGAUAAAAACCUUGUAGCCCCACUACUUAAUUCUCUACUCAAAUCACUUGGUUUUUGCAGCCUUUAUCAUACCUCCCUGCAUGUGACUCACACAGCAUUUUCAGUCAGCACAGUGUGUUUACUUUAGAAAUUCUUACUUCCUGUUCUGUUAAUUGAAAUUAAAAGGCAUAUUGCACGCUACUAACCGAGCAAGAGGUCAGAAGCUCAAAAAUAUGGCUAUUUUUUGGGAAGGGCGUAGGGAGGCUGCAUCAGUCACAGCCAGGAGAGGUGUGGCUAUGGCCGAAUAAAAGUAAAUGUGUUUUUAACUCAUAAAUGACAGAGCAUUGAGCAGGUGGGCUGCAGGGGAAUUAUCUAUACACUAAACCUCUUUCAUUAAGCUAAAGUUGUUUUGGUGCUUUUUAAUAGCAGAUUUCUACAUUUUUCCAAUGCUCUGUCCCCCAGUAUUUUCAAAUCUCAAUUGUGUUUACUUUGCCUCUGUAUAGAGGGUCAGCUAGACAACACAUCUAUAUUUCAAUUUGUGUGUUUUGUAAUCUGAUUGACUUCCCAACAAUUCACACUUCAUAUCUCCACGAUGCAUAUCUAUAAUGUACAAUUUUUCAAAGAAUAAGGACUUUGUAGUAUACCAGUGAUUUAAAUUAUACUCCGCUAAAGGACCACUAAAGUCACUGAGACCACCUUAUUUCAGUGAAAUUGUCUGGUUGCCCAAUCCUGUAAUUUUAACUGUGAAAUGUAAAACCUGCAGUUUUGUAUAAACUGCAAUGUUUGCAUUGCAGGGUGAAACACACCUUUUGUGGCUGUCAUCCAGAUAGCCACUAGCGGCGCUUUCUCUAAAAUGACAAAGUAAAACUCACCGUGAAUUAGCAGCCAUUUUGAAUACCCCUCCAUGAGGAGCAUUGGACUAGCCAUUAACUCAAGAGCUGGAUAACGUUGCGAGAGGCAGAACAGUUGGCGAAAAAGUAAUAGUUAUCUGCAACUAGAGCACUAUAUCGUUAGGAAUACAAGUUUGUACUUCUAGCGCUAUAUAAGUCCCUUUAAAUGUAAACACCAUAAGCUAUGAGGUGUGCCCUUUUUCAGAUACCACUCAGCAGACUAAACACUGCUCAAUUAAGCUGCUAUGUGAUCUAUCAAGCGAAAAAGGCAGCAGUGGCCACAGGUUAAAGUAGCUCUAAACCAGGACUUGAUAACCUAGCUCUUGCUGAGUUUGAUGCGAGUUGGUUUCACCUGAUUGGUUAGGUUUGUCAGAAACUGAUUGGUAUUGCCUACACCUGACUUGACAUCGUUUGAUCAAAUUUGUCCUAGGACGUACAAUGUAUAAAGGUUUCAGGGAUAAUAACUGCCAUUAUUCUUUGUUGUCUUGUUUCGUUACAACCCACACCUUGUAUGUCCCCUUGUAACGUGUUGGUCUCAGCAAAAGUACCUAAUAACCCAGUGGGUGCCUUUGGCAUGGUAUAAGCUAUCCUUCCAUAACUGUGUGUCUGUUCAAUGAAGAUGCGUGAAUUUCAUUCUGCACAAGCUCAAGUGAUUCUCUUUUGCAGGUCAUGAAGCUGCAUUUGCAGCUUUCCUUUUUUGCCUCUGUAAAAUUGAAGUUCUCAAAGUAGACGACCAACUGGCCAUCGUCUUUAGAGUGUUUAAUCGGUAAGAACCAGUACCCACAGGGGAGAAUUCCAUUGUAUUGUAUUGUAUCCAUAGUAUUUCUUGAGAAACCAAGUCUCACAGAAUGUUAUAAUUAAAGGGACAUUAUAGUCACCAGAACAACUACAGCUUAAGAGAAAGGGCAGUGUUUACAUUACUACCUAGUAACCUCUCUAGUGGCCGUCACUUAGACGGCCACUAGAGGUGCUUCCUGGAUCAGUGCUGCACAACAUAUAGCACUGACGUUCAGCGUCUCCACACUCUGCAUGGAGACGCUGAACUUUCCCCAUAGAGAUACAUUGAUUCAAUGCACGUCUAUGAGGAGAUGCUAAAUGGCCAGUGCGGCAUUUGGCCUCCGCUCCCCGCCACGCCUCCUUGGCUGAGAUAAUCAGAAUUGACGAUCUCAGUCAGGGGCUAAAUUGUGUUUUUUAACACUAUACGAUCUGGAAUACACAUAUUGUAUACCUGACCCCAUAGUGUUUCUUUAAAAUAAAAACUGCAAACCAUACAGUGUUCAUACUGUUUUCUUUUCUUACUUUCAACAGCUACCUUGAGGUCAUGAGAAAGCUUCAGAAAACCUACAGAAUGGAACCGGCUGGCAGCCAAGGAGUCUGGGGGCUAGAUGACUUCCAGUUCCUUCCAUUUAUAUGGGGCAGUGCUCAAUUUGUAGGUAAAGAAUAGAUUACCCUUUAUUAUCAACCUGUACUUCCAGCAUCCCAAUGUAGGGUCAUAUAGAUAUGAGAAAAAGCAAAACACUAGUAUCCCUUACUUCUCUUUGGCUGUCUUUGUCUGUCCAUCAAGGUUGUCAGAUUCCAGACCCCCCACCCCGGAUGUUAAACAGUAAUGCCAAUAAUUAGAUUGCAUUCAAAGAAUUCUGGGAGUUGUAGCACAUCCAAUGGUGUUUUAACCGGGUGUUGUGUGCCCUGGGGGACAGCCGGCCGGGGCAUGCACAGCUUGCUCUGGGCCUGUUUAAAGUGGCUGCGGAGCAGGUGGUGAGAGCUGCUGGGAUCUCUCUGCACUGCCUCCUGCCCGGCUCAAUGUACUGAUGCUGGGAGCAGGGAUAUCUGUGCAGCAAACCACUGCCCUCCAUGGAUGAGGUUCUACUCCAGCUUCCUUUUAAGGUAAGAAAAAGAAGGCUGGAUGGACUUCACUGUGGGAAAAAAAAAUAUGAAAAAUUAAGUGAGUGUAUAUGAUUGUGUGUCUGUGUAUAUCAUUGUAAGUGUGUGUGAAUAUGAAUUUUAGGGGAUUAAGGUGUGCAAAGUGAGACACGCACAAAUAAAAAAAAUAAAUGAAAAUUUCUAAUGUUUGGAGGCUGUUUUCGCCCCAAGAGCCAUGUGACAUGGGCACACCUCUGAGUACUUAAGGGUAAUUAAAGGAUCACUAUAGUGUCAGGAACAUAAACAUGCAUUCCUGACACUACAGUGUUAAACUGUUUAGUGGUCCUGCCCCCUUUCUUUAAAGUGAAAAGGUGUUCAAACUUGCCUUUUUUCCCAAGCUGUGCCGGUCUCACCGGGGCUGGCUCUGCUUCCAUGACUGCUAUCAUCAAACUUGAUGAUCUCAGCCAAUCCAAUGCUUUCCCAUAGGAAAGCAUUGGGAGGCUAUUGCACUUGUGCAACAAAAUGCCAUGCUGCGCCAAUCAGUUCUCUUUGGGGAACAUUCAGCCCUCCUGUGCAGCACUGGACUAGGAAGCACCUUUAGUAGUUCUCUGAAAAAGCAGUGGUUACAUUAAAAAGCCUGCAGGGAAAUGCUAUAGACCCCAGAACCACUACAUUGAGCUGUAGUGGUUCUGGUGUCUCUAGUGUCCCUUUAAGCAGAUAGGUUAGUAAACAAAAAAUGGGCUUUGCCAUUUGAGAAAUAACUUUGAAAAUACAUCUUAUACUAUAUGGGCUGUUCAUCUAUAAGAAAUAGCUUUGAUCAAUAAGCAUGUUAUCAGAUGAACAGAGAAAGUAAUCCAUUUUUAUUUGCAGAUAAUCCUACCUUGGAACCCAGGCAUUUUGUGGAUGAAAAGGUGGUGAAUGAAAAUCACAACGAUUACAUGUUCCUGGAAUGUAUUUUGUUUAUUACAGAGGUAAGAAGCUUUUUUUUUUUUUGGCCAUCACAAUUACUGUAAAUGUAUACAUGUCUCCACAAUAUGUCUCCAAUUUUCCAUAGGCUGCUUAUAUUUUAUCUAUUAGGCAGGAUAGCCCAGGUCAGAUCCUCAAAGGCAGUAGACACGCUCAGUUUGCAGGGUAAUACCUUGAUAAAGGUGGGUUUGAUAAAGAUUAAUAGGUCAAAAUGUUGCUUUGCCUUCCUGAUCCAAUAAAUCUGCCUGUGUGUCUUUAAAGGAGCACUAUAGUGCUCUAUAGUGUUAAUAGGUCCCCCCUCCCGCUGGGCUGAAGGGGUUAAAACCCCUUAAGCCACUUACCUUUCUCCAGCGCCGGGCUCCCUCGGCACUGGUGACCUCUCUUCCUCCUGCCGACCUCAGGGCCAAAUGCGCAUGCGCAGCAAGAGCCGCGGGCGCAUUCAAACAGCCCAUCGGAAACUAUUACUCAAUGCUUUCCUAUGGACGUCCAGCGUCUUCUCACUGUGAUUUUUCACAGUGAGAAUCACGGAAGCACCUCUAGCGGCUGUCAGUGAGACAGCUGCUAGAGGCUGGAUUAACCCUCAGUGAAACAUAGCAGUUUCUCUGAAACUGUUAUGUUUACAGCUGCAGGGUUAAAACUAGAGGGACCUGGCACCCAGACCACUUCAUUGAGCUGAAGUGGUCUGGGUGCCUAUAGUGGUCCUUUAAUUCCGUGAGUGCCUGAAGAUUUUUUUUCUAUUUUAUUAUACGUGUUUUGGAUUUGCUGAUCCUGCUUCGGUGCGCACGGUUUCUUUUUCUCUGUUUCGGGGUAAUACCCGUCAGUGAGUCUGACAUAUGUGCAUUAAAGACAUGGUACACAAUAUAUUUUUUUAAGAUUUGUGCAAAAAUUAGUUUGGACCAGUUUGUCCAAAUCAAAUUCCUUUAUUCCACAUCUCAACUAAUGAAUCCAUCUGGGAUUUACCUGUUGAGUCUUAGUUUAUGAAUAAGACUCCACAGAUAAGUACCAGACCGAUCGACUUUCAGGUGUGGAUUAAAAGGAAUUUGAUUUUAAUGAACAAGUCUAAAAAAUCUAUUAUACUUUAGUGUCUUCCUGUCCUUAAUACAGAUAUGUCACUCACUAACAAAUGUCUCCAUUGUCCUCAAAUUCUACUAAUAAUGUAUAUUUAAAGGGACACUAUAUUGUCAGGAACACAAAUGUGUAUUCCUGACAAUAUAGUUCUAAAACCACAGUUUAGGUGGUCUUCCCCCUUACCUAGGGUUAGAAAUGUGACUUGCACACCUUUUUUCAGUGCAACACGAGGCUCCUUGUCUCUGGCUCCGCCCCUGACCCACCUCCUUAGCUGACAUCAGAAAUGUUGAUCUCAGCCAAUCACAAUGCUUUCCCAUAGGAAAGCAUUGGAUUGGCUGGUGUCGUCAAUUCUGAUCAUAUCAGCCGCAGAGGCGGGGCCAAAUGCCGCCCUGGCCAAUCAGCAUCUCCUCGUAGAGGACUUAAUGCAUCUCUCUGAGGAAAAUUCAGCAUCUUCAUGCAAACUGUCUGAGGAGUGGCCAAUAGAGGUGUUCCUAGGCUGUAGCCUUUUCUCUGAAAAGGCAGUGUUUACAUUAAAAGCAUGCAGGGACAGACUAUACUCCCUGGAAUAACUACAAUAAGCUGUUGUUUUUUGGUGACUAUAGUGUCCCUUUAAGGAUCCUCUUACAGGAGCCUAGAUGGGUCAUUUUGUCUCUGAUAUAUUCAAUGACAGACAAGCAGCCAUAGGCCCGUGGCUGAAACACGUGCUAUUAAUUAUGUCAGAGGUGUAUACUAAGGCUUGUGGCACAAUCUGUCCAGGACAAAUCUGAGAAUCAUUCAGGAUUGGGUUAUGUAAGGACCAGUCAUUGAAAAUAUAGAAUACAUAAAACUCUUUGCAACCAUGUUUUUAUUAAGUAAGCAAGUGGAAUGUUCUCCUUGUAGUUAAUGCCAUCAAUUAUAAAUGCAUAAAAAUAACACUUUCUGUGUUAUAAACUGCAUGUAUUUUUUACGUGUUUACCACUCAAAGUGCUGCUUUUUUUUCCCAGUACAAAUACCAAAAAAUAUAUAAAAAUUAAACUGUUGUGGUCUUUUUUCCAGAUCCUAUACAAGGAAAAAGAUAAAUAAAUCUCAUUUAUUAUGAUGCAGAACUUUUAAAGGUAUCUUAAUGUACAGCGCCUACGGAAUGUGAUGGCGCUAUAUAAAUAAUAAAAUAAUAAUAAUAACAUAAAUAAGGGCAGUGAGUUUGUAAUUUUCUCCACUUUCCUUUUAUGCAGUGUUUCCAUGGGUAGGUCUGCAUUGGUAUUUAACACCCACCUCCCCCGACAUCAGACUUGAAUGAACACGGUCAGUGAGAGAAUACCAGCCUUUUGUGCAUUAAGACUCAGUGUAUUGCCCCCAGUGGCUAAAUACAGGAUUGAACCCUGGGGGCACCUUUCGUUCCAAUAGCAUGUGAGCCUGUAAAACAGGCUUUGGGAUCCUUAUCAAUUAAAAGGCCAGCUUAAGCAUUUCUCAUGGAAACCAAAUGUAAAAUCCUCUAAUGGAAGUUACAUCUAUUUGAUUCAUUAUUAUGUUUAUUUAUUUUCCUUUAAAAGGACAGGUGAAAAGGAAAUAUAGACAGCUGAAUUUUAAAAAAUAUCAGCAGAAUUAUUCACUAAUGAUAAGGAAUGCAAAGUAAAUUCGUUUUAUGCCAGGAUUCCCAACAAGGAAACCUCCCUGGUAAUUCACACUUUAUCGAAUAGCCCUGAUGUAUUUCGUAAAUGAGAAAAAAAAGGUUUUCACCUUAUCUGGAUCUGCCUUUUUGUGACUAAAACAGUACAGAUGUUCUAUAACUUGGGUUUGAUUUUACUACAAAAAUGUACAGCGUUUCUUUCAAACUGCACUAUAAUCACUGUAAACACCGUUUAUCGAAUAAUGCCUUUAAACCAUUGUCAGAAAAAAAAAAACAUCCUACAGCACUGAUCGCUACCCUUGGCACCACCAUUGCUAGUGACUCGCACUCACAUGAUGCUCAGGCACUCCACAUUCUAGCUGAGCAACAUGGGAACAGCAGCAGUGCAUCUAGAACACCUGCAGUGAUUAGCAUCAGUGUGCUACAGUGUUGAACACAGGAAUAUUCUUGUGUAUACAUUAACAGAAGGGUAAAUAUAAGGUUACCUUUUAAUGCUCAUGUACCAAGACAAGUUACUCUUGACUUGCUGACUGCAGCAGAUGCAUAUUUAAAGGUAUAUGACCCGUUUUUGUUUAGAGGUCCACUCCCAUGAAAAUUAUCUUCCACUUGUUUCAUGUACUGUAUAAAAAGGAUAUUUUGUCAUCUUUUGUUGAGACGCAUCCCAUAAUUUCAGAUGAGUAAACCUGGGCACUUUUAGCAUUGUUGUUCAAGAUAUGGCCUUCUAUUAGACGAUUAGAGAACAUUUUUAGUAACUUCAUGCCCUACCAAUAGUCAUUUAUGUCAUUUCUGAAUGCAUUUACUAUCGUUACUGUGAGAUUUACAAAUCAGAUACUGUGUAAUACACUUAUACACAUCAAACAAUUUAGCUCCCAGAAAGUAGGACGCUGCAGUAGGAAAAAAAUCCAAAUUUGGUCCUAGUGACGAACAGCCUCUGCAAAGGGACACGUCUUGGGAAGCAGGUUGUGAAUUGACAACAAAGCAAAAUCUAGUCUAAAAUAUUUCGAAUUUAGAAAAUCUAUUUCUUUUGGCGUAAAUUUUGUAGUUUGCCAUUUGACAGCGUUUCACUUUUUGCAGUGACUAAAACAUUAAGUAAGAUUCUACUGUGUAAAAGUUUACUCAAUUAAAGGGAAUAUGUCUUAAGAAAAUGUACACAUAUUUCUGUUAAACGUAGGCUUUAAUUUGCGGUAAAAAAAAUUGUAACUGGUAACAUAAAAUAAAUGAUCUUUAAUAUAAUACAACCAUGUCAGUCGUGCCAUCUUGGGAGACUUGUAUGGACCGCAAUAAUAUCUCAAUGCCAUCCCUGGUCCUUUGUCAAAUGCUGUAGGUGCGGUCUGACAAAAUAAUGUGGGUCUCCACGGCACCCAGAGCCCACCUCCUCCUGGGCAGCAUUGAUAAUGCAGAAUUUACUCUUCUCCAAUAUAAAUAUCUGUUGUGUCCAUCCUGGAUGGCAGUGGGGGGAGUGAACAGCCUUGUUUUUUGCAAACUACUCCCAAAGGUUUGACAAAGAACAACGUGACUCUGUAAUGUUUUGCACAACACAGUGCCUUUAAAUAUACUUCCCCUUCAAAGUAUUUCAUUUAUUUUGCAUAUUCCAUUAGUCACUCAUUAACCGUUACCGAAAAAAGAUGGAAACGUGAACUGGCUCAUAAAUAGCCCUGUUUAGUGCCGGUUCCUUUCCCUUCUGCCCAGCAAUGUAUUAUUUUUUUAAUAGCUCCCUGUUGCUCAACCGUAUGCCUAACCAUGCGUGGCACAGCUUUCCGUUGGUAGGGAUGGGCACUGUGUGGAAAUUUCACUCUGCUUUUGUACCCUAAGGAACAUAAAUGGCUAAGGUUGUUGGCGUUGUUUAAAAAGGUGUCUAAAAUAUAUUUAACCCCUCCCUCUGUGGGCAUGGAACAUUUGCACUGAGCCGGUGGUAUAUACCCCCCCUGUUCCAGGGCAAAGCCUUUGUUUAAAUCAGGGGUGAACAAAACACAGCCCUGGAACCCUCGUAAGGCUCUCACUGCCCUUUGCCAGCCUAUAUCCUGGCAUUGCACCAUGCGAGUGGAAAGACUGCAAGAACCGAAGGGCAAAGUGUCAGCCACACUUGGGUUAAAGUCUUAUGUACACCGAGGCACUGAAAGUGUUAAACAUGUACUAUAAUAAAGUGUAAAAUCGCUGAAGUUCUAAAUGAGUAGAAAAAAACAAACAACAAAAAGACGUCUCAACGAAAAUGACUUGUAGCAAAUUAAAAAAGACACAGUGAAGCCUGCCAUGCCUGAGAAAUCUCUCGCAACACAGUUUCCACUUCACUCUGCCCUUCUAAAUUUGGAGGAGAAAUUCCUUUUUUUUUUUUUUUCUCUCCCUGCUCUCGAUCUAGAGAAGGGAGGUUUCAGGUUACUGCUGGAAGGGAAGGAACUGACAGGAAGGGGUUGUUCUCAUCUAUCCCUCAUCUCCCCCUGUCUCCCUCCCCGCUCUCCCUCCUCUUACUGACUGAGGAACCAUUUACAAAAGGCUCAUUCUCUGGGGAGAGUAGAGUCAGGAACGUAGAAGCCUGUGUGAGUAAUUUCCUGCUCAAUAUGGCUUCUCUGACUCAUACAAUCCCCCUGAGGAUACUGAAGGAUUGGCUCUCUCUCUUCCCCUCUCCAUCAUGUGAUGUGUCUCUCUCUCUCUCAGCUCUGGACUCUUUCUGUUGCAGUCUCUCUCCUCUGACAUAUCCCUGGAUUCUCUUUGUAUGCCGUUCUUUCCAUAUUUUACUGGCCCAUUUUAAAACCAGCUAUUUUUAUACAAUUCUUAUCCUUCAAAUGAGUGGGGAAACGGGUUUUCUUUGGUUUUCAAUUUUUUUAUUUUUCAGUACAAUACAACACGUUUAUCAAGCGACACAAAGAAAAUCAAGUGUUUAAUGUACUUCUGAUUUGCUUGUGUACAUAUUGUGUCUGUGUUAAUAAAUAUAUGUGCGUAAUUUCCUGCUGCACGUGAAAAAUACCUUUUAUAAAUGUCGAUAUUUAAAAUAUAUAUCCAUAUUGCAGUUGUGUGUGCAUAAUAUAAUUUUUUUUUUUUUUUACGAAAAUCGUUACUCCUCCUGCUCUCUCUUAACUGGAAGUCCUUCAGUUUUUAGAGGAAAUGAAAAAAAGAGAGAACGCAAAAAUUUCCGUUUGUUAGCAGCCGUACGUUCUAUAGCAGUUUUCGUUCUUUGUUUUGUCAGAUAUCAAAGGGUUAAACCUAGGUUUUCCACCUAUCCCUCCAUUCUGCUUGUUUCUCGAAAUCUGGCCCCUGGUAAGUUUACCAUUAACCAUAUACGGUGCACUGGUUACUGUCUGGCAUUAUAACAGAUUAGUGUCAGCGCUGGGAAAGUCCCGGCUUGUGAAAUGCCAGUUUGCUUGUCUCUGCUUCAGUGCAACCUAGCAAUUAAACGGACUACAAGAUUGUACAGGCAAAUAGAAUGACAAGUUAUUAAAGAGGGAAGGGGGUAGGCGGGAGGUUUGAUGUUGCUGCAGUCCUAUUGGAUAAUUGCAGGUAUUUUAUCUCGAAAUUCAGGAAGGAACACUGAUAGCCAAAACCAGGAAGUGUCUUGGGAAACAGGAGAGCAGUAAACCGAACAAAAAAUAUUGCGUUUCGUACUGCAAAUAACAUUGCGUUUCAUUCCGUUCUGUAAAUAGCACAGCUUCACUGAAAAUAAAUAUUUGGAAAUAAAUCUAGACGCCCUUUUUAUUAGCGGAUACAACGUUGACAGAUUGGGACAGUAUUCCUUCUUUCAAAUCUUUUAACCAUUUCAUUGUCCAAUUGUCAAGCAACUUAUUUAAGAUUAUUCGCUUAAAUGAGCGUUGUGAGGACUAGACAAGAUUUCAGAUUUUAAGCCAAGAUAGCAGUGGAGGAAAAAUAACCGAAUUGGAUAAUAUUUCAUGUUGAGAAAUGCCAAAAUUUGUAAUUCUACAUAAAUCCAGCUUUAGAGAAUUGUGCGCAAUUCCUAGUGUAGUAAAUCUCGUUCUACUGUCUUAUGGCAUUGUAAUGUUUUUACAGCAAUAGAACCUCACUUUGUACGCUUUUUUUAAAGUGAGAAGAAAAACCAGUGCAGAGUUCAAACUCUAGUCAGAAAGGCUAGCAAUCCAAUUAACCAAGAUCUACCGGUACUUGACAGCAGAAGUUAGCAAUGAUCAUUAGAACAGUGAGUCAUACGAAAAUUUUGCAUAAUGAACUUUUAGAGGUUUAGUCUCAAAAUCUGAUAUUUUGGAGGUAAUUGCAAAUUUUAGGCAAAAUUGUCCAAACUGAAGAAGAAAAAUCUUCUACUCUUUGAUCUGCUUUUCCAUCUCCAUUAUUCUGGCCUGUAACACGUCCAUUCUCAUCAGUUCUCAAUUUAAUGAAUAAUCGCCUCCAUAAAAUGUGUAUAUUUCCCUUCUUCCCAGCCUUGUUUGAAUGUAAACUAUUUUGCAACCACAUAUGACUGAGCACAAGUAGUGAACCAUUUAUUUCUAGUGGUACAAAACCUUCAAAAUGUUGUUUUUCACAGGGAUCUAAGUGAUGACAACGAAUACUUUUUUUCUUUUUUUUUUUUUAAAUAGUCAUUUUAUGAAGUGUGCUGCAAAAACAAAAACGGCUGCUCCUUGUGGGUUUAUUCCAGUCUACCUGCCAUAUUGCAAAAUUGCUUCCAGAGCAUGACCGGCCUUAACCUCUCUCAGUAAAAUUCUUGCUUUCUAUUCGUAGAUGAAGACCGGCCCAUUUGCGGAGCACUCCAACCAGCUUUGGAAUAUCAGCGCGGUCCCUUCCUGGUCUAAAGUGAACCAAGGGCUCGUUCGCAUGUAUAAGGCUGAGGUAAGCGAACUAUGGUGUCAUGGAACAAGAUAGCCGAGCCCACCAAUCUUGCAGUGGAUUUAAUAUAUCACAUUCAUUCUCUUUCAGACUAGAACCAUUAAAAAUGUGAAAUGUGUAUUAUGUACAUUGGUAACAUCCAAUGGACAAAUUGUCUAUAAAAAGCAUAAAACAAUAUCCUAAGAGUCAAUGAUCCAGUACAGCCUUGUACGUAGGAGUGUCAGACUCCAUUUCCCUACAUUCUCUGCCACAGAGUUACAGGAAUUGUGGUUCCACAGCAGCUGAAUGAGAAGGUUUGAAACUCCCUCUUUACAGAAUAGCCUCCAGUCACAAAUCUACUAUCUGUUUUGGUUUGACAUGGGGUAGAGAAGUAACAAGGUUAUAGAAAAAGAAUUAUAUCCUAGCUUCCAAUGGCUUUAAUGACCGUUUAUUAGAGGUAGCAGAUUUGGACACUUGGUACUGGUUAUACACAAAUUCCAUGCUCUGUUGGGAUGUACAUGAAAAAUGCUUCCCUCUAUAUUCUGAUAGAGGGAAAUAGAUUAAUCACAAAAUAAAUCCUACAGAAAUUCCCGUAGUUAAUUAAUUGAUUCCCCUUUGGCAGAAUGUGUUCUUUUAUGCACGAAAAUAUUAUCAAAAAUGGUCUAUCAGCCAGCUGGUCAACAGUUGAAGGCGUAUCCAGCUCAGCCACAAACGUGGAAGAUGUGUGUGGCUCAAAAUAACGUAGUCCUGGCUAUGUGCUUUUGAUUUCCAUAUUGAUGUUUAUUACUGUUUCAUUUAGGAAUUAUUUUUUUUUUCCCCUCCACAAACAUGUUAAAAGCUAACUAUAACUUUUUGAAAAUUACAUAAGCAAAUGAAUACAAUGAAUAAGCAUGGUGCUCACUAAAACCACUUCAUCUAAAUGAAGUUGUUAUAGUGCCUACAGUAGUCGUCGUCCCCCACCCCCUAUGCCCUAGGCUCUAAAUAGCAUGAUUUUAAUUAUGUGAAGGCUUUGAAGCUCGGCUUCAAGCUAUGCCUCCAAGUCCUGUAUGCGCAGUGCCAUCACGGGUUGUCCUAGGGAGUCAUGCAUUCAUUUAUUCUCUAUGACAAGAGACACAUUGGCGGAUUGUGGCCAGCGCUGCACAUGCCCCUUCACUCCCCAGAGCUCCUCUCUACGGAACGCUGGAUUGGACCAUCAUCCUGUAGGCACACCUUCAAGAGGACGAGCACCGGCAGCACCGAAGGAGGCUUGGCAGUGGGGAAAAUAUAUAUAUUUUAUAAUGAGUAAAGGAGAGAUGCACUCUGUGGUCUUUUAAAGAUAAUUAUUGGUAUUUAAUGUCCAACAUAAUUCAAUGUUCGAUCGACGUUUCGACCUCUUCGGGUCUUCCUCAAGAUAGAUAGAUAUAUAUAUAUAUUUUUUUUUUUUUUUUUUUGUACAUUGUGGAUGGCGGGGGACGGGACUAAUACAGACAAUAAGACUGUAGUGUUGGGAAUAAAGAUUUGUAUUCCUAAUGCUAUAGGGUCCCUUUAAUAAAAUUAAAUAAAUUAAUACAAACACAGAAUUAUAGAGAAUUGAAACCCAAAUUGUAAAAUUUAGGCUAAAGUAGUCAAGCUAGUCGAGCUGGAGAAUUUUUCCAAAUUGUCUGUUUGCCUACAUUUUGAAGUCCUAUCCAUUUAUUACAGUUUAAUUCAGUUUUACAGUUUAAUUUUUAGUGAAUAAUCACAGAUUAUUUUAUUUAGCGUUAAGUUUCUAACCUACUCUGUAGCCAUCUACCCAGGACAUACUUGAAAACGAGAGAAAUCUCAAUGUAUCUUUCCUGGUAAAAUAUUUUAUAAAUAAAUAAAUAAAUAAUAAAUCGCCAUGUGUAUUUUAGCUUCAAUUUAAUUAUUAACUUUUUUUUCAGUGCCAUAAACAUACUCUUCUGAUGGGAAACAGAGUUAAGGCAAUCAGAAUCUGAGGGGAGUUUAGAAUGUUGUGUCUUCAAAUAGUUAAUAGAGAAGGCUUAAUCCUGUUAACAGUCAGCUGGUGUUAACCCCCUCCAUGUCUCUGCUAAUGCAUGAAGGGACAAAGGAUUAAAGAGGUUAAAAGUUCCUUAGAACUGAAUCAGUCUUUCCUCCUCCCCCCUCCUCAAUCUCUCCCCCCCUCCCUCCGCUUCACAUCCUGUGUGUGGUUCCACCCACAUACCUCUGUAAUCUGGGAGGCGUCUGUUGGAAGUCUGUCCUGUCUCCUUCCUGCAAACCAGGCUUUGUCUAUGCAUCCACACACAGACCAGGUGCUGGCUGGGAAGUUUCACUGCCCUGCAAUUUAACCCUUUUUAUUCUGUGAGUGAGCUCGAUGCAGCAUAGAAAGUGUUAAACACAAUUUUUCUUUAUAUAUAUAUAUAUAUAUAUAUAUAUAUAUGUACUUUUACCAUAAACGGACCCAUGCAUAUAGAUAUACGCACAUUUGCAUGGAUUACUGCGAAAUAACUGUUUCUAAUCAGAAUCGGGGUUUUUCGCUGUAUCAGGAUUGUAGAAUUUAGGGGGGAGGGAUCCAAAAAUUUGUUAUUUUAGACUAGUUUUUGAAAUUCUGUUUCGUGUUUUCUACUUUUCGGUUAUAAUUUAGAAAAUCCCAUCUUUUCUUCAGAGGAUGAGCUUUGUUUAAAUCUAUUUUUUAUUUUUUUUACAGUUUUUUGGGCAUCCUGGGUUACAUGUACAGUUUGAAUACACUUGCAGGACUGGUUGCACGAUGUUUCUUAUUUGUGUGUUCUGUAAGAUUUUGCAUUGCUGCACAGUGGCAGGAGGCUACGAUAUCUACUGAUUAGUUUGUUAGUGACAUGAGAGAUCACCUGUAGACUUUGUUGGGGCGAGAAUAUAAUCUCGAAAAGAUAGUUGUCAUACGAAAACCCAGCAAUAGUGAAAGCAGAAGGAUUAUUCACUAAACUACGAAUUGCAGAGAAAUGGCAGAACACAUAGCUGGUUUGUAAAGUCACAAACUUGGCUACAGUUGCAACUUAGCAAUUUAAGACUAAAAACACCCAAAUCACAGCAAAUCAGCCAAGUUCGACACAGCUACUUUAUCAAAUGCUUUUCAUGGAGAGCAUUUGAUUGGCGCAACACAUUGUGUUUUGCCGUGCAUGCGCAACAGCCUCCCAAUGCUCCUUCAUGGGGAAGCGUUGGGUGAGAUCAGCAAGAUUGACGAAUAUAAGGUAAGUCUUACAUUUUAAAUCCUCAGGCGAAGAAGUGUUUGGAUUCCUAACGUUAUAGCGUGCCUUAAAUUCUGGCAUUUGGAUUUCGUUUCAGUAGAAUUACGGUUUUUAAUCAGUUGGUAAUAUAAAUGCAGCCGUCCCAUUGGGCUCAUCUAGAACUCUGCUGAGUUCAAUACUGAGACUGGGAAGAACUGCUGGGUUCAGUAAACUCAAUCAGAACACGGCUUUUUGUUCGUUAAACUCCGUUUAAGUUUAGCUUUUUUUUUAGUUUGGUAUUCGGCAAGUUAACAUUGCCGGCCUUUUGAAUUCAGCUGUAAAACUACAGGUCCAGUAGAAUUCAGGAGAAUGCCAACCCAGACGAACCCAUCAGUUCUUCAAGCAAUAUGCUGAAUAGUGAAACUUCAGAGUUCAGCCCUCGGCUAUAGCUAUCUAAAUCAUGGAGAUUGCUGAAUAAACACUCCCAUGUGUUCUCACAGUUGAGUCUGCAUCACUGAGCAGCAGAGUUCAGAGAUCGCACUAGGGAGCCUCAGUCUGGCUGUCUGAUGUGGUAUAAAAAACAGUUUUCCUGUCCAGCUUGAUGGGUGUUGUAGCCCACAAUGGCUGCAAUAAUUAAGCCGUUAUAGCAGAAUUUUUUUUUUUUUAGCAGACUUUUUAAGGAAAAUAUGUGGGGUUAUUCAGUAGAAUGUGAAUUGUGCAGAACUCAUUGGGGAUUUGAAAUUCUAGGGCAAAAUGGACAAGUUACUGUAGAAAAAAUGUUCCAAUGCAGAUUAUUAUUUUUUUUAUUUUUGUCCUAGCAUUUUUCUUUCUUGUUGGUGCUCUCCGAUCCUCGUUUUUCUGAAUAAACACCUAAAGUAUUUGUGGAUACCAUGCCGUACAGUCCUGCAGAUCAGGUGUCCCCUUACAGCCUAUAGCAGCUUUACAUGCUGCUUCCAUGUGUGACUAACGCUUGUGACUAACCACUUCAAAACAUAGAAAUGUCCCUCUUUCAUCUCUGUUUUCCCAGCCUCUCCACCUUCCCUCUUUCUUGCGUAUCAGCUAUAUAGUUUACUCUUCAUUUUAUCUGUUUUACUGCAGCCGUGCCAACCAUGUGACGCAGGCCUCGUUGCCAUGUUGGUCCUACUUUCUCCUUGCCUAUUUACAUUGUUCAUAUUGGCCAUUUCAUUUUUAUAUUUUAAAGUAUCCAUAUGUGUUGUUAUCCUCUCCCCUUCUAACCCUCUUAGUAAACAUUUAAUAUUUUUUUUAAUGCUAAUUACUUGACGACCACGUGACCGUUUCUUUCAAAUCUGUACUCUGCUAUAUAAACAGUGAAGGUCCCGUUGCCUGUAACACUUUAAAAAAGCCUGAGUAAUAGGUGAAAUGCGUUGGUGUUUUAUCUUACUUAAAAAAUGUUAGUCUCUUAUACCAACCUUCCUUUUAUCCUGAUGUUUGAACACCAUCUUCCUUGGUGGGCUAUAUACCACCUACGCUUUAUGGAUUAAGCAAAACCCAAUUUUUACUCUGAUAGAAACAUGAUAGAAUGUGACGGCAGAUAAGAACCAUUUGGCCCAUAUUUUAUGAAUACUUUCAUUAGUCCUUGGCCUUAUCUUAUAUCUAGGAUAGCCUUAUGCCUAUCCUACACAUGCUUAAACUCCCUCACUGUGUUAACCUCUUCCACUUCAGCUGGAAGGCUAUUCCAUGCAUCCACUACCCUCUCGGUAAAUUAAAACUUUCUGGUAUUAUUUUUAAACUUUUGCCCCUGCAGCAUGGGGGGGCCGGCGGAGCUGGGGGGGAUUUCCCCAUAACCUGUCCCCCCGCAUGAUUUGCUGGGGGGGAUGCGUCGUCCCCCCCUCCCCCGGUUCCUACGCCCAUGCCUGGGACCUCUACAGGUUAUGGAAUGGAAGGAAGAAACUAGUGUUUUUUUGUUUUGUUUUUUACAUCAGUCAUAGAAACAUAGAAUGUGACGUCCGAUAAGAACCAUUUGGCCCAUCUAGUCUGCCCAAUACUUCAAAAUACUUUUAAGUUAGUUUUAUCUCAUAGUUAGGAUGGCCUUAUGCCUAUCCCACACAUGCCUAAACUCCUUUACUGUGUUCACCUCUACCACUUCCAUGCAUCCACUACCCUCUCAGUAAAGUAAUACUUCCUGAUAUUAUUUUUAAACCUUUGUCCCUCUAAUUUAAGACUGUCCUCUUGUUGUGGUAGUUUUUCUUCUUUUAAAUAUAGUCUCCUCCUUUACUGUGUUGAUUCUCUUUAUGUAUUUAAAUGUUUCUAUCGUAUCUCCUGUGUCUCGUCUUUCCUCAGAGCUAUACAUGUUAAGAUCCUGGUUCCUGGUAAGUUUUAUCCUGCAAUCCAUGAACCAGUUUAAUAGCCCUUCUCUGAACUCUCUCCAAAAGUAUCAAUAUCCUUCUGGAGAUACGGUCUCCAGUACUGGGUCCAAUACUCCAAGUGAGGUCUCAUCUGUACAAUGGCAUGAGCACUUCCCUCUUUCUAUUGCUAAUAUAUUUCCCUAUACAACCAAGCAUUGUGUUGUAUACUGCAACUAUAUUUUACUUUGUUUUAUCCAUAUACUCCACGGUGAGGAUCUCUGCUAUAUACAGCCAAGAGUGGGGAUCAUUCCACUCCACAUUAUUUACUAGGAGCCAUAAGAAGGCUCCAUUAAAUGUGAGUGAGUUUUGUAGCUUUUUUUUUAUUUUUUAUUAUUAUUAUUAUUUAAACAUAAAUACUACACUAUAUUUGUGUCAUUCUCUGUUUUUCUUUUAUAUCCCUCCCACCCACCUGGACCAAGACACCAGGUCCAUAUCUACAGGCGGUGAUUAUACCUCCCAGGCGCACUAAAUUGGAGCUAAUUAUCAGCUCCAUACACUGACUUUUCCAAAGCGCUGCUCCCUUCCUCUUACAUACUGCUUCCAUGUGUGCUCGCUUGUGACUAACACUAACCACUUCUAAACCUCUCCUUCUUUCAUCUCUCAUGUGUGUUCCUCUCACCCUACCAAAUGAAACCCACUCCUGGCUGCAGAACAGCAUAGCAUUUAGGUUUGAAGCUGAGCUGUUGUUUGCUCAGUCUCCUCCAGGCCCCAGAGUCUCUGGGAAGCGAGGCGAACUUUCACCCUGGUUGGAAUUCCAUGUGGUCUGAUCGCUACACUCCCCCAGCCUCCCUCAUGACAUCAGCAGAGCCGGCAGCUGCAACACGCUCGGGCUAACAGAGGAUACAAGGGGACUCCUAUGGCUCCCAGGAUCCUGUUCCCUUCGCUUGCUUUCACCGUUAUCUAUCAUUACUGCAACUUUAUACAUACAAUUUAUUAACCCUGGACUUUCCAGAUUUGUAAAAGACUCCUGCUUGAUAUCAUACUUACUAUCACUUUGAAAUUUUAGUAAAAUAAAGCCACGCCAGCAAUCAUUACCAUGAAUCUGCAUUGUCUAAAACACCAAGUGUGUAAGGAUAGACUCACUAUGCUCACAAAUUAGCAGUAGCACAACGCACCGUGAUGGCUAAUCUUGGCACCCAUGGGAACUGUAGUUUGCAAACAUCUGGGGUGCCUCGGUUGGGAAUCAAUAGAACCAAGCCUUUAUCGUCUUGAUCUCAUUGCACAAUUCUGCUGUUUACAAUGUAAAAUAAUGUUGUGAUGUACAAUAUCCUGUACCCACACCCCCUCUUUAUGUGCCGCUGAAUAUAUAAUUCUUGCUUUAUUUUCAUUAAAUCACAAAGUUCCCCCAUAUGUACUAACUUUUGCAUGCUCGAUGGGUGGAAGUGAAUUGAUGUUCAGUUAUACUUAAAAUAAAGAGAGAAAAAAGUGCCACUUAAAUUGCUUUUUUUUAAAUGUAUUUAUUGAUUAAAUAUUAUUAUUAUUACAUACGAAAUAUAACAGAGACAAGAGGUGAAGAAAUCCCCGGCCCCAACUAGCUUUUAAGAUGGGAACGGCAGACCUUGGCCUUAAUCUAAAAUCAAAAUGUGUUUUUAUCUUUCAAUUGCUAUGAAAUAAUUGUCAGUCUAUUGCCAGAUCCUUCAUUAAUACGGUGCACAGUAUCGCCAUUAAGGGCAGGACUGUAAUCAGAAUGGCACCCUAUAUUAUAGUCCUGAUUUUUAAUACAUUCUUGUAGUAUAUAUUUACAUAAUGCUUUCAUUGGAUGGACUACCUAUGCUCCUUGCAGAGGUUAUAGCUGCUUUGUCCUGGUCUCCCUGCAUUGUUCAAUUCAUUAAAACAGACAUGGCGUCAUUCAUGUGUUUUCACGAACGAAGCUACUUGAAACUGAUGAUCUAAAUUCUACAUACUGAAGCAGAAAACAGGUUAAUAGGUAGUAUUUUUUUAUGUAUUCAUUAUUUUUGAUGACUGUUUAAUGCAUUGUCUCUAUCUUUCUCAGUCGCACAAUGCUUAAUGUAUUCUUACAUUUCUCACUAUGAGCUAAAUCAGGGGAAAUCAUCCUUUGACACUCAGGGUAUUGUGAACUACAUCUCCCCUGAUGCUUUGCCAGCAUUAUGGUUGUAAGAUCAUUAUAGGAGAUGUAGUCCAAAAUCUACCCCUGACCUAAACUUGGUUGUUAAUAAAACAUUUGUGCUUACAAAUCAUCAGCACGUGUGAAUAUACAUCUUACAAAAUUUACAGGUAUGCGCUACGAGCCAGGCCUGCCACUUCAAGCUAUAGCAUAUUCAGGGGUAAAUGUCUACUCAUCAGGGCUAAAGUAUCACUGAUCAGUGGUUAGUGACGAGUGGAAACUUUAAACCCUGUUCCAAGCUAUACAUGAAUAUGGCUUUCCCCGUAGUCCAGUAUGGGACAGAAAUGAACAGGGCGACUACUUCUCUCUCUCCAUAUGAUUCGCACAGCAUCGCACAAUUUCAGGUCUGCAGGUUAUGUUGUGUUUCCUUAGGUAAAGAUGGCUGUAUGUACAACCAUCAUGGGUUCCAAUUUAUGUUGAAGAAAUGCUUAACUGCAAAAAUGGUCAUUUUAGGGAUUCCCAAAAUAAUUGAAAUUCUGGAUCCAUUUUUAAGAUUAUAGCUUAAACGGACCAAAAAUGAAGUGUAAUGCCGUUUUUUUUUUUCUUUUUUACACACAAUGUCAUGUUUAACACAAAUUAACCUUGUACACCAAAAUAGUUUACACCUUAAUUGAUGCACAAUAUCUCCUUCAAUGCCAGAUCUGGUACCAAAACCAAAUAGUUUAAAUUUCUUGGUACCAGAUCCGACAAAACCUUAAAGGAAAUAUUCUGCAUCCGCUAAGGUGUAAACAUAUAGGGGCAUGGUAGCUUAAAGAAACAAUGCAGGGUCCUGUGGGUUCUGUGCUGGGCUAAAUUCUCAUUGACAAGGUUAGACCGUGGUCAGACAAAUCACAGCACCCGAGGAUUAGUGCAGUCAUAUACGGAGUGUGUCCAGAUGGAUUACCUAUUGGGAACAUGGUACAUAGUGAAGAAGGACAAAAUUAGUGAAUACAGUUUUAAAAACAAUCCUAUUAGAAUCCAUGAAUAUAGAACCCAGCAUCUAGCCAUUGUACAGCGCUAUGGAAUCUGAUGGCGCUAUAUAAAUAAUAAAAUAAUACUAUAUUGCAGAAGUAUAUUGCCUUGUUUGUUAUUGUUUUAUAUUUAUACUUCUGCUGUUACAUAUUCUUAGAAUGUCUUCCAGAAAGCUAUGGGUUGAAUCUUUUUGUUUCACAUAAUAGUGGUGUAAGAUCUCUUUUCUAUAUUUAAUUUUAAAAGACGACUCAUUUUUUUAAAUCUGUAUAAUCUGUGUAUGAUACUUCCUUCAUUAGACAAGAAUAGACGCUGUGUGUGCUUCAAGCAAGUUCGGGCAAAAUGCCUUCAAUUAGUAGAAGUACUGUAUUUGUAUAUUUGAUUAUUAGGAUAGCUAUCAUAGUAGAUUUUAAUACGGUGCAGCUUGGGGGCAAAUUGACAGCACCUCCUGAGAUACGGGGAAGAGUUAACACCAUUUAUUGCCCUGUUUGGAAAGCACAGCUGCAGAUCUUGCUGUCUCUUCCCACACAUACGUGGAAAGUCUAUUACCAGUAAACUUCCUGUAGAAACCAAGAACUCAAACAGUCCCCUCCCUCUGUGUUUCAUCAGGUCUUAAUCAGCAAGCCUGUUCGUUAUCCUAACAGCAUUUACUGCUAUGUAAAACACUAAGCAACACAGUGCAAACAGCAGAACUUUAAAGGACUCGUUCGAGACAGAACUCCACCUUCUCACCUUGAAAGGUGGUUUAAAUCUGAGUUUUCCAUAGAUCUGUACUCCCAUCCUAAAACAUAAUACAGUGAACUGACAAGUUUGUCUACUUAACUGUGACUUCGUAAAGAAAACAUUCUAUUGGAACAAUUUUUCAACUGAGCUAGUUUUUUUUUUUUGUUGUUUUUUUAAAAUCUCGUCUAUUUUGGACUAAAAGUUGCAUUUUCCUCCUCAAUUCUUCUGAUUGUGCUUCAGUCGGGGCAUGUAUUCUAUAACGAUGCUUUAUCGAACGGAGUCGUUCGUUAAAUUGUAAAUGGUCAGGAAUGAAAGUGAAUUUUAUAUCUCAAGUCAAAAGGUAACUUGGAGAAUGUUUCCAGAUCUAAAAUAAAUAACUGCUAGAAUCCUGUGAGUGUUCUUAUUUAUAACAGCAGUACAAGUCUAUUGUGAAUCAAUAAUCACAAUGUUUAGGAUGGGUAGCAGUGUUGCCAUUACAAACCUGGCUUAUUCACAAUCUUGUGAUUCUCCCAUCAAGUUACUAGACUGAGAGUAGGCUACGCAAAUGAAAUUAUAUUGCCAAUCCAAGGCAAUUUUUAAAGUAGCAAGAUUCACUUCCACUGUAGACAAUGCUUUUUCGGUUUUAAAAUAAUCCAUGGUGGUGUUAUAAUUAUUGUCAGCUGGUGAAAUAGCAUUGUGUGUUCAAGGAACGCUCCGAGCACCAUAACCACUGCAGCUCGCUUUAGUGCUUAUGGUGCCAGCACAGAGUGCCCCAAUGGCCACACCCUUGUAUGGAGUCAAACCGUUUUUUAAUGUUUUAGCUUCUUAGCUGGGGUCUGCCGGGAGCUGCUGCCUGCCGUCAUAACAGCACCGGAGAGCUGUAAGUUGCCAGGCUUAGCUCAUUGGCUGACAGAUCAGCUGACACUCGCAACCAAUUAGCUAAGCCUUACAUUUAAAGGCUUAGUUCAUGAGGCUAACGGACAUUCUUGUUUAGGAACUUCAGGCCCUGUCAAUGGUAGUGGUGGCAAGGAGCAGCAGACUCUAGGCAGUUUUCCUUUACUUCUUCAUUGCCUAAAAUAAUUACUCAGUCUGUAGUUUUUCCUGUGUAAAUAAAAUGUUUUCAAUUUAGAUUGGUAAAAUAACAGCUGCACCAUUAAAAGGGCACUAAAGGCUCCAAAACAACUUUAUCUUUAUAAAGCAGUUUUGGUGUAUAGAUCAUGCCUCUGAAGUUUCACUGCUCAAUCCACUGUCAUUUAGGAGUUAAAUCACUUUUGUUUCUGUUUAUGCAGCCCUAGCCACACCUCCCCUGGCUGUGACUGACAGUCUGUACGAAAACAAAUGGUUUAAUUUCCAGUCAGAUGUUAACUUGCUGUAGAUUCUUUUACCUUCUGCUCUGUAAAUUGAACAUUAAUCUCACACACAGGAGGCUCCUGCGAGAGUCUAGAAGACUAUUAACAGAGCAGGAAAUAUUUUAUUUAUUUUUUUCGAAAUUAAAAAUACUGUGCAAUAAAGGAAGUAUAAACAUUAGAUGACACUUUACAGGAAGUGUUUAGGAAGGCUGUGCAGUCACAGCCUUCUUAAACACUUCAUGUAAAGAAUCAUCUAAUGCAGUGAGGUGUGACAAUGCAGUAUAAACAAAGCAAAUUAAUGUCUAAAUGGCAGAGAACUGAGCAGUGAGACUGCAGGGGCAUAAUCUAUACCCCUAGACUGCUUCAUUAAGCUAAAGUUGUUUGGUUCCUACAGUGUUUUUAUUUAAGCAUAAAUGGAAACCAGAGAAAUAUUUCACUGUACCGUUUCUUCUAAAAUACUUCAGUUAAUCCAACACUUUUUUCAUUAUUAUUUAGCAUAAUCUGUUGGGCAUUAGUAAGUUGUUGUCCCUCUCAUUUAUAUUUAAGAAAACAGGGUAAAAUAAAGGAACUUGCCUUGCUGGUUUGAACGCCCCAUCUGACAUCAGUGCUUCUCUCAUGAGGUCCAAUCAAAUUCUUCUUAUAUAGAAUCAUUUGGUUGGACUGUCCCCACCUGCUCAGGGCCAGGAAGGAAGGAAAUGGAGGGUGGACAAAGGGAUAUAACUUAAAAAAAAUAAAAACUAGCACUAAACAAUACAAGGAGGCUGAAAAGAGGGGGAGGACAUUGCUACCUGCAUGGAUAGAAGCUGAUGAUGUCUGUCGCCAGUGCACAGUGCAAACGUUUUGCAUAUAAUUGACAUUAGACCAUGUAGAACAGUCAUGUCUGCCGGAAACACUAGUGAAGAUAAAUCUGGUGGUUGGUGUAACCAUUGAAUGUUAUUUAUAUAAUGCCACCAACACAUUCAGCAGCAUUGUAGAAUGAGCGUUAAUAUGUGCAAUCUAUAAAUCUAAGGCCUACAAAAUGUACAUAGUAAAUUGGAGGGGGAGUUUUGAAAUUUUAGUGGUGGUGGGGGUUUUUUUGUUUUUUUUUAAAGAUGGUAGAUCUUUUUAAGGUGGCUUUUUUUUUUUUUUUAUUGUAUUCUGUCUGGAAUUUAUAUUAGUAAAAGCACAAUACACACAACAUGGAAUUUUAGUGUUUGGUCUGCUUUCACCUUAGAAUGGCACAGAGACCACAAGAAGUAAUUUGUAUACUGUAUAUUCUUUAUAUAUGUGAUAGGACAAAUGUAAAUGCACAAUGUACAUUUUCUUGCUAUUUUCCAUGAACCCCAUGUACUGCAAAUAAUUAUGUCUAAAGGUUUCUUUUUCGCUCUCUCUCUUUCUUUGCAGUGCUUGGAGAAGUUUCCUGUGAUUCAACAUUUUAAAUUUGGCAGCCUUCUCCCCAUCCUCCCUGUCAAACCUUAAGAAUCUAGAGUGACACAAGCAGAAGCUCUUGACGCAAUGCCCUCUCCUCUUAACACCAUUCCAACCACAGAAUGGCCUGUUCCACCCCAUGCUUAUAUUUUUACACCCAUUGUGGACGAAAGGGAGCAGUGGCUUUUGUCAUUGAAUCUUAAGAAGGACGUUCGUGUUUAGCACUAAACGCAUUUAUGUACAAACAUAAACACCUUGGUGCAACUUCACACAACACCUAAAUACUUAUAUUUUUCUUGAAAGAUGCAUUAAUUAUACAAGGACAAGAAAUAGUGUAAUAUAUCGAAUAGUGAACAGUUCUUCCCUCAAACUAGUUGAUUUUUAUCUUGCAUUCUUCAGGGAAAUAAAUAUUACACAUGAACUGUAUUUUUGGUACUAUCCCAGCAUAAUAGGUAUUUGAUGUCGGCACACAUGGACAUUCAUAAGAGAAAGAGGGGACCAAAAGGUAGGUAAAUGGUGAUCGUAAAAGCUUAGGCACAUUCCUUUUACUACUUAAAACAUAAAAUAGUCACAUGUAAAAUCCAAACUUGCUGUGCCGAUUGUUUUUUUUUUUGUUUUUUUUCUCCAUUCGGCAUCUUUAUAAACCUGGCUUUUUAAUUGAGAGGGGCAAGUUUACCAAACUGCACACUGAAAAACCUCUACCCAUAAGUAGGCGGCUUCUUACAAUUGACUUUGUGUGAGCAUUUUAUUUAUAUUAUCUAUAUAUAUAUAAUAUAUAUAAAAUUAUAAAGUACUGUUUACCUACCUUCUGCCCCUCUCUUGCUCUUAUGGAUGUAUGUGAUGGAAGUCGCCUUUCUCUUCGGAUUGGACAAAAAAAACAAAAAACCGCUAUUGAGCAAUAUUGAUUCCUCUGACUAAUGUGAGCUGGAAAUUCAGUAGUUUGGGGCGGAUGUUUGUACAGUAGUCAAAGCAUAUUUCACCAUUUUUGUCCUUGUUUUUUGUGUGACAUCGUUACCAGAAUCUUUGAAGAUAAAUAGAAGUAUUCAUGAGCCAUGUUUGCACAGAUAAAUUUUCUUUGUUUUAAUUUGUUCAUGAGAGCUCACAGUGGAUAUAGAACACAAAUUUUCCCCUGCGCUAAUCACUAUUGACAUUUGUUUAUAUUAGCGCCAAUUAUUUCACCUUGGGUUUUUUUUUUGCACUAAUGCUAAACAUGCUUUUAUAUCUGCUUAAAUUGGCAAGAACAUCCCCAGCACAUUCGACCAUAAGCAGAUCCAUUGGUUUCCUAUUAAAUUGGAAAUGGGACGAUGUGUAAUAUGUCAAGCUUAAAACCAGAAGAUAAACAGUAUCUUGAAAACUCACCUGGCACAAGGGACAAACCUGACAUCAUACAGAUUGGGAUUAUUUUGUUGCAGGACACUCCAGUGGGUAGAUUGAAACUCUUCCGUGUAUGACAAGAUGUAGUUUAAUUGUUUCUUGUAUUGCUAAUGUAUUAGAGCCAGCUAUAAGGAGCCUUGUGUAGGAAUAAUAAUCAGUGUCAAGGCCAUUGUUCUACUUGAAGGACACGUGACUGCCAGACUCCUGCUUUCCUUUGCAUUGUGUAGGUCUUGUGAGGGAACAGCUCAAUAAAAUAUCAAGACUCUUGUAUGGUUGGUCUACCACUGUUUAGAAUGGGAUAUUUGUGAAUAAACAUGUUUCCGCAGUUGUAAGUAACAGCCUGUUUUUAAAAAGUGGGGGGGGGGAAUCUCAUUCAAGAAUUAAGCACCUUACCUCGUAUGUAAUGCUAGAAAUUUUGCAUAUUUUGUAAAAUUCGCCCUUUAAAUUAAAUCUUUAGUAUUAGGAAUACAAAGCUGCUCUUUCUUCCCC